Molecule: messenger RNA, 68853 nt
Organism: Pelobates cultripes (western spadefoot toad)
Lineage: Eukaryota; Metazoa; Chordata; Amphibia; Anura; Pelobatidae
Source: the annotation of a GenBank genome assembly
GUGACCUUGUGCUGUGGGCAGCCUGUGCUCGCUUUGAUCUGAUCUCUGGAGAAUGUCAGUUGCUUUGUCAUAGAGCGGCGCAGUCCCUCUAUGGGAUGCUGAUACCCUCCUGCGCACUUUUGGGGUUACCAUGGCGGGAUCAGUGGAUGCAAUGUUGGCCAGGGCAAAAGACGUUUGCAAGAGGAAUGGUCUGCUUAUCCUGUCCGUGCUGUCAGUCAUUGUGGGAUGUCUUCUGGGAUUUUUCCUUAGGACCCGGCGUCUCACUGAGCAGGUAAAAGAGCUACUCAAAUUAACCACAGCCUGACAUUGUUAUUUGAUAUUAAAUAAAAUCACCAACACAUUAUGUAGCACAGUAUAACGUGAUUUAUCUGCUUUAUUUGUAUGGUGUCAACAAACAGCUUGGAAUACAGUAUGGAACAGUGCAGCUAAAUAUAACAUAGACGAGUUAUUGAUUUGUUCUGUAAUAUCGUUUCCCCUAAGCAUCUUAUUUGUGAACAGCCCAGCACUGAAAUGGUUAAAAUACAUUUUCUUCCCUUUUUUGGAAAUAUGAAGUGUGACAGUUAUUAUGUGGUGCAUAACACGCUUAUUACAUAGUAUGUAUAGUUAGGAUAGAAGCGCAAUUUUGUGUUUGGGCCUAAUUUCAUGGAUACUUAAAAUUUGAUUUUGCCAAUUUACCUAAAUUUGUUUGGUAUUAUUUUCACCAAAUUUCUGAAAUCUUGGUGGGUUAAUAAUUAUUUCAGAUUAUGUGGUAUCCUUUAGCAUAAAACACAUCAGAUGGAUUUAGAAAAAGUAGCACAAAAAAACAAACAACAAUUUUAUAGUACACCACAGGUGAAGGCAAAACUAAAAUACACAUGUUCAGAUACCCAGGUAUUAGAAUUUCUAAGAAACCUACUGUCUCGUGGGGAAUGUACUUCCCAAAACGCCCUCAAAAUGUAAACAUUUACAUGUGGCCUAAUUCCCAUAUACAGUAAAUACAGAUGCCUGGUUAAAACCAGGUAAGUGUAUUUCAAAGGGCACUGCAGCCACCUAAUACACCAAGAGGCUUUCUUAAUGUCUCUUCUCCUGGGUUGCCAUUCAGCAGCACUGUACAGACUGAGCUGUAAUUAAACUUUAAAGUUGAGCAGGGUUGGUUUUCCAGCCAUGUUAUGAAGAUCUCAAUGGUUGCAGCUUUUUCUGUAGAAACAAGCGAAAACAGGAGAAAAGAUUUAAUACAACUCAUACAGGAAAUUGCUCAUUGUUUUGGAUCAAAUUAGACAUAAUCACAAGUAUCCUACAAUUUCUGAACUUCUUGUAACUAGCGUAAUUUAUACAUUGCCGAGCCAAAUAAUGUCUCAGCUCCAAAGGAAUCUGCUUAUUAAAUCAAUGCCUCAUGGACAACCUAGCGAUGCCGAAUUUAACUAUUUCCCUGCUGGAAUGUAGGUGGAGCACACAAGAACACGCAGAGCUAAUGUUACAUCUUUUCCUGCUAGAAUCACAAAAAUCUUACAUAUGAAGCGGUAGGUCUAGAAAAGGAUUUGCAGGUUUAUUCGCUAAAGUGUGAAUUUCUAGGAAUUCAAAGUGAAUUUCAAAUUUUGGGCAAACUUGCUAAACUGAAAACACAGCUGGCUGGGAGAUUUUUUGAUCCCAUUAAGCCAUUUGUGGUUUAAAAUUUGACAUUUACUACAAUUCACACUUAAGAGAGACACUCUGGGAACCACCACCACUACAGCUUAAUGUAAUGGGUCUAGGCAUGUGUAGGCAACCUUCGGCACUCGGAUGUUGUGGACUACAUCUCCCAUAAUGCUGGCAAAGCUUCAGAAGAGAUAUACUCCACAACAACAAUCACUGCCUUUUCUGUAUUCUAAUGCUAAAUGCCAUAGUGAACUGUGCCCAUAGUCUUAGGCCCAAAACCCCCAUGCACAGUAAAAAACGGAAAAAUAAUUUUUGUUACCUUUUUUUCCAGUAUGCUGCCUGCUCUUCCUCCUACAAUGCUAAUCUGGGAGGUGUCUCCGCAAGGGUUAUGGGCUAAUCUACUGUUCCUCACAGAGACGCACUGGGGACAAGAUGCACAUGCGCAACAGUUGCUGUGCCUGUAUCCAAUCAAAUGCUCCUCCUUGGAAAGCAUUGAAUUCAAUGCUUUUCCACAAGCAGUAUUUGAUAACAUUCGGUGUCCUCAUGAACAUCGAACGUCAGAUGAUCGGGUUUCAGUCGGUUGCUGCAAAGGAGCGCCUCUAGUGGCUGGAAGACAACUGCUAUGUUUUAGAUUGCAGUGUUAAAACUACAAGGCCAAUACACCCAGACUACUUAAUUGGAAUGAAGUGGUCUGAGUGACUUUAGUGGUCCUUAAUGAAGCCACGACUAGCUGAUAGUCUUCCUCUACCGCAUUUUCCACUGCUCUCCACUGUUUACGCAAUACUUGUAAUAAUGUUUAUGUAAUUUUGCGGUAUAUGUAACUGAGUGCACCAGGGAGUUUACAUUGGGUUGUGUUUGGUUUUGUCAUUCAUUGGCAAUCUCUCCCAGGUAAUAACCGCUUGUUGUACAGGUGACAUAUCUUCCUCUCCAUGGUAUUAAUUAAGUCAUAGGUGUGUCUAGAUUUAGAGGUCACACCUAGAGCUUUCUUUUCAAUAAUCAAUAUUACUUGCGGUAAUAUAUUGCCCAUUCACAUGCUUGUUUCUCAUGAAAUGUUAUAGUGCAUUUUUAUUUAAUUAAAACAUAGUAAUAUGCUGGCAUUAUACAAUAUAUAUAGCUACUCUGCCUAUAGCCCUUCCUCUUAAUUUCACAAAUGAAUUUGUUUAAGGAACAAUGAAACAAAGGUACGUGUCUAAUUAGAAUACACAAUGUCUAACUACUAUCAGUGUAUGUUCACAUAUACGUGCAUUUGUUGCUGUUGUGAAUCUCUCUAGGUUGUUUGUCGUUACAGUGCUUAUUUGUAUAUUAUUUGCUCAAUUUGAUUAUCAAGGCAUCUGAAAUAUAACUUUAGUGACAUUGCUUCCCACUCAUCACAGCAGGGGAGUUGUUUUUCCUGUAUUUUCUGCUCAUGUGCGAGCACCUACAUUAAUUUUUAGGCAUUGGUAACAAAUGGAAAAACAAUUUCAGUGGUUUACUAAGCCAUGUUUUGCUACUGAAUUUAAUGAGUGUAGAUUACGUCUUCAGGAGAAUUGUUUGAGUCUUUAAUGUAACCUAUGGGGCAUUCUUUCACCGAACUGAAGAACAGAGAGAUUGUGAUUGCUUUGCCAUUGCAAUCAUCAUCAUCAUCUGUUAAUUUUUCACUAAAUUUCAAAAUAAAUAAUUUUAAUGUACUCUAACCUGUACAAGAAGGGUAACACUCGCUUGUGUUGUCUGAAUAGUGGACCUCAGACAGGAAGACAAAAGCAUACCUUCCAACACUGGGUGGUAUGGAAUCUGGGUGGGUGGGAGGGACCAUUGCGUCCCUGACAAACAUGGACAUACUUAGAGUGCUCUCUGCAUGGUCCUAUUACUCUUUGGACAGCACAAGCACUUCUAAUAAUGCGCUCGCACUGUACUGCCCAUGUACUGUCCCUGGUGUCCCCAGUUACAGGAAACCAGAAAACUAAUUCAGGACAGUAGAACAGGAACUUAAAAUCAGGACUGUUGGGACAUCUGAAAAAGACAGGUCAAGAAAGGCAAUUCUAUGAUGUCAUAUUUUUCUCUCCAUGAAAAUAUCAUGUACAUAUAUUUACACAAUACAGGGUCUAUAAGCUUGGCUUGUUGUAUAAAGUCUGAUUUCACCCAACACCGACCCCUUUUCUUCCAGUAGUGGUAUGUUAACCUUGAGAUUGGGGACAAAGCUGAGAAUGUCGGUUCUAACAUAAUGUUAUAAGUAUGUCUGAAAGGAUGGGGGGACAGUGGACACUGUGAAUGUUAGUUGUAACACAAUGUUAUUAUAUAAGUAUGACUGGACACUGUGAAUGUUGGUUCUAACACAAUGUUAUAAUGUGAGUAUGAUUGAAAGGAUGGUGGAACAGUGGACAUUGUGAAGGUUGGUUCUAACACAAUCCUAUAAUAUGAGUGUGUCUGAACGGAUGGGGGGACAGUGGAUACUGUGAAUGUUGGUUCCAACACAAUGUUAUAAUAUAAGUAUGACUGAAAGGAUACGGGGACAGUGGACACUGUGAAUGUUUCUUCUAACACAAUGUUAUAAAAUGAGUAUGUCUGAAAGGACGGGGGUGUGGGGGCAGUGGGCACUGUGAAUGUUAGUUCUAACACAAUGUUAUACUAUCAGUAUGUCUGAAAGGAUGGGGGGGCAGUGGACACUGUAAAUGUUAGUUCUAACACGAUCUUAUAAUAUGAGUAUGUCUGAAAGGAUGGGGGGACAGUGGAGACUGUGAAUGUUGAAUCUAACACAUGUUCUAUUUCUGCGUUCUGCAGGAGAUCAGUUACUUCCAGUUUCCCGGAGAGCUCCUUAUGCGAAUGCUGAAGAUGCUCAUUCUACCUCUUGUGGUGUCAAGGUAAAAAAAUAAAACUCUGGUGAAUCCUCAUAUAAAAAAAAUCAUUUAGAUCUGAGUAAUACUCCAUUGCCAGAUCUCUAAUUAAAGGGGCACUCUAAGCACCAUAACCACUUAUGCUCAUUUCAGAAGUUACCGUUUGAGGUGUUCCCCUAUUGUUUAUAAAUGGUCACAACAAAUCAAUAAAGCUGUAAAACAUCUCUGACAUCAAUUGGUGAAUUCAUCUUUCCUCUAUUCCUAGCCAAACUUAUAGGUUGAAAUGUGUACACUUUGUGAGCUUUCUGUCACUUACAGGGUUAUUCACUAAGGUGAGAAUUCAAAGUGAAUUUCAAAUUUAAGGUUAAAAUAGUGGUAAAAAUGAUCUACGGCAGCCAUGCUUUUAUAUCCGCUUCCGGACCAUAAAUCGAUACUUCAAACCCUUUUAAAAACAUUUUUAGAAUGCCCUUUUGGGGAUUACUCUUUAGGUCCCCCCAUAAACGCUAAUUAAUAUAAAAAAUGAAGCUAUAACUCACCAGAAAUCGAGCACUGCACAAAGGUCCCCAUCUGACAUCACAGCAGCCGCCAUGUAGUCCAAUGAAAUGUGGCUGCUGCCGUGCAUGUGCUCUGGGUCUUUAAUUGGGAGGGAGAUGGGGAAGGAAUAUAAAAAAAGCUAACAGAGAAUUUAGGGAAGAAGGGAAGGUUUCAAAGAAAGAAGUAGGGGAGAUAAGCGCCUAGUUACAGAUGUAAAUUGGGCAGACUAGAUGGGCCGAAUGGUUCUUAUCUGCCGUCACAUUCUAUGUUUCUAUGUUAAAUUUUGCACAGAGCAGACGCUGGGUUUGUGGGAUUUAUUUGUACUGUUCAGGAACCGAACAAACUCACGAACUGGGAACUUGUUAACCCCUAUUUUGCCUUCCCAGGAACCAUUCUCUUCCUCAGUUCGGCAAUCCGUUUAAACUUCGUUUUUAUGUUACCAAGGUUGACCAACCAAUUUCAUGGAACUGUUUUGGGCAUAGGACCACGUGUGCGGUUGGUCAAAAAAAUUGUGACUUCCGUGGAAAUCUUGAACCCCUGAACCAAUCUCUGUUUUGUGUGGGAGUGUCAUGGGCGUGUUUUCUGUGUCCUUGUACUGCAUAAAAGCAGGCCAUUGAGCCUAGACUAAACAGAUAAUCUUCCCCCUUCAUGAAGUCUAGGCUCAUGGUUGGGGGAUUGGGAGAUAUAUUCACACGUAUAAUCACUACAGCACUUGGGACUUGGGAGAUUCAUCAUGGAUGUACUCAGCUGGAGUACUGGGGUCCGGUACACUUUUUACUUCCUUGUUAAUUAUUGGCUGUGCUAUAUCCCCAUUGAGAUAUAUAAAGAACAUGUUGGAGCUAUAUAAAAUGAUAAAAAAAAAAAAAAAUAAGAAUUAUGGAAUAAUGUCUGAACCUGUAGAACUGAAUAAGGAGCUCCUGAUUCCUUCUCGGUCUGCGUACGUUCAGCAGCCUUAAGAACAUUAAAGAUAAAUAUAUUUCUUAAAAUAAAUUUUUGUGCAUUUUUCUUUUGUUGUUUUUUUUUUUCUUUUUUGCUGUGCCGAAGAAUAAUACAAAGACGCCUGCAAUACUACAACAGGAGAAAUAGAUACAUGUCAGAUAUAGUAAAACAGAGGCAUGGCAUUCGACAAUGAUCGCAGUUUUGUAAAAAUAAUAAUAAUAAAGAGCACAAGCAUGUCUAAGCAAUAAACUUGAAAUAUGAGAGGCAAACAAGACAUGAGAUUUCCAUAAUGAGAAAUGAGAAACCACUGGGCAAGGUCGGCCUUAGGGUUGUGUGCCCGCACAGGGCACUAUGGCAGCAGGGGCACCUGGCAUUUUGGCAAAGCUUACACACGCAGGGGCUGGAAGUGAAACACAGAGACUGGCAGCAAUUAUAAAUCAAAACUGGCAGUGAGUAAGGGGGCAGAGCUAAACAUGCAGCUAUGGCGGAACUAAAUGGGUGGCGGACGGAGCUAAAUGUAGACCAGCUUCCCAGCACACUGAACCAUCAGAAAUUAGUGAUACUUUACAUGCUAAAGGUACAUAGCUAGUUUAGGUGUAAAAGUAACUAAAUGGGUAUUGAAAUCUCUUAAGUGUCAACAAGACAUUUGAGUCCCACAAUGUGCGCGAUAGGAUUACUGCCCAGGUGAGCAAGCUUUCAGUUAGCCUAUUCCCAAGUCCUGAAAACACCUUUUAUAAGAGCUGAGGGCCCCAGGCCGGUACACAGGCAAGCAUUACCAAACCACGGACCCGGAUACUCAUAUAGUCCUGUUUCUCCCUUUCGGGGAUGGAUGUGAAGGACCUGGUGUUAUACUGCUGCUGGCUACAGACCGUUUUCUGUCCGUGUGGACUAUGUAGUGGGGUUUUACCCCUGUUUGUCCUCGGCCCAUGUGGGCUGAUAGUAGAGAGGACUUGCACUUGGAUAAGAUGAAGGCCCAAGGGAGACCCACUCACCACCCAGCUCUCACUCUUCCAGACUCUGGUCUGAGUCUGAGGCUUCUUUGCUGCUUGAUGAGCUUCUAAUGAGGCCCAGAAAAAUAUCUCAUCCAGGUGCCUCAGUGACUGCUCAAUGUGGACAUAUUAAACCUUUUCAGGUUGCAUAGACUCGAUAUUCUGAGACAUCGCCUCCAUCUUGGCAGAAAGUGUUGCGUUCCGCACUGGAGGAGGUUAAUAUCAAAUAUCCACGCUAUUGCAUGUUACAAGCCAGUGGGGACCAGGAUAACCCCCACCGGUCCAAAUGGUGGGGUAAGAUGGGUCUGCAAGGCCUCCCCGCAGAAUGCAGUGGUAUACUGGCAAUUCCAUCAGGCCCCACUGGAACCUCCAGAGAAUUCAAGGCAGGUGAGACUCAGGUUGCAGCUCUUUAGGAAGCUGAUGGUCGAUUAAGCCCCUGAUACUGAUAAACAGGCUUGGAGCUCAAACAAGGUAUUUACAGCAGCCAUGACACUCAGGCCCAGACACCCUUUUGUGCAUUUUUAAUGCAUCAGCUAUAUAGUAUGUUAAUUGGGGUUUCUUCCAGCCUAAAGUGUCCAUUUACGUUUCUUUUUUAUGACAAUGUAUUGGAUGUAGCAGUUUUUUUAAAGGAGUACUACUCUUUACUGAGAGGGUAGUGGACGCAUGCAAUAGCUUUUCAGCUGAAGUCGUGAAGGUUAAAACAGUGAGGGAGUUUAAGCAUGCGUGGGAUAGGCAUAAGGCUAUCCUAAACUUAAGAUAAGGCCAUAGACAAAUUCAAGUAUUUAGAAAAUUGGGCAGACUAUAUGGGCCGAAUGGUUCUUAUCUGCCGUCACAUUUUAUGUUUCUAUGUUUAAUUUGCUUGUUUUUCUUCUUAAUAUAUUUGAAGACAUUAUACUUUAUAAAGUGACACUGAGCAAAAGUGGAAAAUAAAAUUCACUUCACUGGUGAAUGCCACCAACAAGAAUCCAGAAUUUUCUCCAUAUUUGAUACUCUACCCUAAAUAUAGGAGAUAGUCAGGAGAGUUUAACCAGUUUGACUGGGAGAGUUUAUCCAGUUUGACUAGGAGAGUUUAUCCAGUUUGACUAGGAGAGUUUAACCAGUUUGACUAGGAGAGUUUAACCAGUUUGACUAGGAGAGUUUAAGCAGUUUGACUCGGAGAGUUUAACCAGUUUGAUUAGGAGAGCUUAACCAGUUUGAUUAGGAGAGUUUAACCAGUUUGGACUAUGACAGUUUAACCAGUUUGGACUAGGAGAGUUUAACCAGUUUGGACAGAAGAGUUUAACCAGUUUGGACAGAAGAGUUUAACCAGUUUGACUAGAAUAGUUUAACCAGUUUGACUAAGAGUUUAACCAGUUUGACUAGGAGAGUUUAUCCAGUUUGACUAGGAGAGUUUAACCAGUUUGGACUAGGAGAGUUUAACCAGUUUGGACUAGGAGAGUUUAACCAGUUUGGACAGAAGAGUUUAACCAGUUUGACUAGAAGAGUUUAACCAGUUUGACUAGAAUAGUUUAACCAGUUUGACUAAGAGUUUAACCAGUUUGACUAGGAGAGUUUAUCCAGUUUGACUAGGAGAGUUUAACCAGUUUGACUGGGAGAGUUUAACCAGUUUGACUGGGAGAGUUUAUCCAGUUUGACUGGGAGAGUUUAUCCAGUUUGACUAGAAUAGUUUAACGAGUUUGACAGGGAGAGUUUAACCAGUUUGACUAGGAGAGUUUAACCAGUUUGACUAGGAGAGUUUAUCCAGUUUGACUAGGAGAGUUUAACCAGUUUGACUGGGAGAGUUUAUCCAGUUUGACUAGAAUAGUUUAACGAGUUUGACAGGGAGAGUUUAACCAGUUUGACUGGGAGAGUUUAACCAGUUUGACUAGGAGAGUUUAACCAAUUUGACUGGGAGAGUUUAACCAGUUUGACUAAGAGAGUGUGUCCAGUUUGGACUAGGAGAGUUUAACCAGUUUGGACUAGGAGAGUUUAUCCAGAUUUACUGGGAAAGUUUAACCAGUUUGACUAGGAGAGUUUAACGAGUUUGACAGGGAGAGUUUAACCAGUUUGACUAGGAGAGUUUAACCAGUUUGACUGGGAGAGUUUAACCAGUUUGACUAGAAUAGUUUAACGAGUUUGACUAAGAGUUUAACCAGUUUGACUAGGAGAGUUUAUCCAGUUUGACUAGGAGAGUUUAACCAGUUUGACUAGGAGAGUUUAUCCAGUUUGACUCGUAGAGUUUAACCAGUUUGACUCGUAGAGUUUAACCAGUUUGGACUCAGAGAGUUUAUCCAGUUUGACUAGGAGGGUUUAACCAGUUUGGCUAGGAGAGUUUAACCAGUUUGGCUAGGAGAGUUUAUCCAGUUUGACUAGGAGAGUUUAACCAGUUUGACUAGGAGAGUUUAACCAAUUUUACUGGGAGAGUUUAUCCAGCUUGACUAGGAGAGUGUGUCCAGUUUGGACUAGGAGAGUUUAUCCAGAUUUACUGGGAAAGUUUAACCAGUUUGACAGGGAGAGUUUAACCAGUUUGACUGGGAGAGUUUAACCAGUUUGGCUAGGAGAGUUUAACCAGUUUGACUAGGAGAGUUUAACCAGUUUGACUAGGAGAGUUUAACCAGUUUGACUGGGAGAGUUUAACCAGUUUGACUAGAAUAGUUUAACGAGUUUGACUAAGAGUUUAACCAGUUUGACUAGGAGAGUUUAUCCAGUUUGACUAGGAGAGUUUAACCAGUUUGACUCGUAGAGUUUAACCAGUUUGGACUCAGAGAGUUUAUCCAGUUUGACUAGGAGGGUUUAACCAGUUUGGCUAGGAGAGUUUAACCAGUUUGGCUAGGAGAGUUUAUCCAGUUUGACUAGGAGAGUUUAACCAGUUUGACUAGGAGAGUUUAACCAAUUUUACUGGGAGAGUUUAUCCAGCUUGACUAGGAGAGUGUGUCCAGUUUGGACUAGGAGAGUUUAUCCAGAUUUACUGGGAAAGUUUAACCAGUUUGACAGGGAGAGUUUAACCAGUUUGACUGGGAGAGUUUAACCAGUUUGGCUAGGAGAGUUUAACCAGUUUGACUAGGAGAGUUUAACCAGUUUGACUAGAAUAGUUUAACCAGUUUGACUAGGAGAGUUUAACCAGUUCGACUGGGAGAGUUUAACCAGUUUGACUGGGAGAGUUUAACCAGUUUGACUAGGAGAGUUUAACUAGUUUGACUAGGAGAGUUUAUCCAGUUUGACUGGGAGAGUUUAACCAGUUUGGCUGGGAAAUUUUAACCAGUUUGACUAGAAGAGUUUAUCCAUUUUGACCAACAGAGCUUAACCAGUUUGAUUAGGAGAGCUUAACCAGUUUGGACUAUUAGAGUUUAACCAGUUUGACUAAGAGAGUUUAUCCAGUUUGGAUUAUGAGAGUUUAACCAGUUUGACUAGGAGAGUUUAUCCAGUUUGACUAGGAGAGUUUAUCCAGUUUGACUAGGAGAGUUUAACCAGUUUGGCUAUUUUGAUGUUAAUGAGAACACUACGGACGCUCUUGAUAUCUAAUAGUUAAUCCGUGUGUCAGCAUUUUUCAAUAAUAUUUUGCACAUGGGACAGUAUGUAUAAAAAAAAGAAAAAAAACAAAAAAAAAAAACAAAACUCCAACAAAUACCACAGAUAUUUUUCCAGUGCCGAUUAAAAUCCAAAAAGCAGCAAUGGGAUGUCUGAAGCCACGCAGAAUCCUGAUUCACAUUCUCUAAAACUGCAGCAUAUGGGAAAAUGUGAUUCAUGUGGGACAACUUGGUAAUGAAAACCAAUUGUAUGGUUCCUCUGAGUCUGGCAAGGAACCCACAAUUUAUGGACAUAUCGCAGAAUAAAUAUAUUUGUUUUAUUGCUGGAAAACUGCGAGGACGUUAGAUUUAAUAACUUACUUUCCUGACCUGUAUUUUAAUAAUCACUAUAUAUCUGUGGUACUGUAAGCAGAUACUAUGUGAUUGAUUGAUUAUUGCUUCAUACACCAAGAGAUGGUUUAAAUGCAUUUGAUAAAGGGGAUCAUAAUUAGGAGUUACAAAUUUAGGCCAAAACAGGUCGAGAGAUAGCUGAAUUUGAGAUAUAUUUCCACCUUAGCUAUUUUAAACUUCAAUUUUCCUUGUUAAUUCACUGAACUUCACAUUUUCCUAAAUAAACCCCUUGGUGUUGUACAAUGUACAGGAAAAUAAUCAGCAAGCGUGUUAGACAAAGUGAGCAUUCCGUAAUUUAGCUGAAAUAGAGUGAGGUCAUAAUCUUUUUCCACAAAGCUGGGACGAAGUUCUAGGUGUCUGUUUGGGUCUCUCCCUUGUACCCCAGUCCUUUAGUUGUGUCCUUCUCCUUUAUCAUAGCCCCCAGUUGGAUCUAUCCUCUUUAGCUAGUUCCUCAGUUCUCAUUAGCCCAUUUUCUCAUUUUUGUCUCUCUCCCCUUUAUUCAUGCCCCCCACUGUGUGUCUCCCCUUUACAUAACUCCCGACAUUUCAAAUGGACAAUGAGGGACACUUGAAUUCUUAGAAAUUUUAGGUGCCUUACUACUAAAAAUGUAUGAACCUAAAAUGUAAUUUAUAACAAGAACAAUGUAUCUUAUUUACACAGACUGAUUUCUAAACAUCAAAGAACAAAAAGUGUAAAAAUAGGAAUCUCCUAAAAAGACUUUCUAAACAAAUUUAUUGUAGUUAAAAGACACAUUACUGGCAGUAUUAUUGCUCUGACACACCAACAAUAUGGAACUCCAAGAAAAUAGAGGCAUUAGGAUAGAAAAGAGGGACAGAGGGAUUUAGGCCCAAAAUAAGGACUGUCCUUGUAUAUAGGGACACUUGGGAGGUGUGACUUUAUACCAUUCAAAAAGAAAGGAAUGCACACCAACUGAUACAAUAGUAUCUAUCUAUAUAUAUUUAUUAUAAUACAAAUCCAAAUCAUACAUACAAAAAUGUAACAAUGUAACAGUGACCAAAUAGGCAAAAAAAGCUAAACCAUAUAUUUACCAAAUUCCACAAGCCUAUAUGGGCAGAAACACGAGUCACAAACAGUCCCCCAAUGUUUCGGCUCCUCCUGGUAGCCUUUAUCAAGGGUAGCUAUAUCAUAGCAUCAUCCAGGAACCCAUUAUAUACACAUAUACAAAUUACCAAUUACUUACAGCUGAUGGCCAUCAGUGAUGUCACAGAGAGCCAAAACCGGAAGUGACAUCAUCACUUCAGAUCAUAGCCCUAUGUAAAGAGUAUAACAGCAACAAAUACAUUAUAUAUUCCCAAUGUUAUUCUUAAACAAGUUCUAUCAUUGGUAUAAAGAUAUCCUAUUAUUGUAUAAUCCAUAAAUAUUCACAUUAGCAUGAAUGUAACGCGCAUGCGCAAUAUAAAUAUGAGCGGUCGCCAUACCAUCUAUUGGCAUUAUAAACAUCCAUCUAUUGGCACACUCCAUAUAACCCAAUAGAUAUACUAGGCACAAAAAUGAUGUAUAUACAAUAACCAAACGAAAAAAACCAAAGACGCAUUCACCUUACAACGGCCGGCCGAUUACACCGGAGCUCCCCUCUUAUGGAAGCCUCCGUGAUCCACACCUAAUAGAAAGUCGCGUCAAAAAAAGCGCCGCUCCGCCCGCGCAUGCGCACACCCCAAACUAAAAGAAUACAUGCAAAAUAUUAACAACAGACCAAAUCUUAAAGGGGAAAUAUCAUAAGUGUAUACAUUACCUAUAAUAUGGUAUAAUAAGUGUACAAAUGGUCCUAUAGUAUAGCAAAAAAGAUAUAUAAUAAUAAUGACUAUUAAUAGUGAAAACUACCUCCACCAUAAUAACAAAAUAAUAACACCAAAACAAUGUGCAAUACUAUACUAAACUAGUGUUUAUUCAUCUAUUAUACUAUAUCAUAGAUACAAAACAUGCAUCCAGCAACCUGCUGAACGAUCAGGUCAUUCCCCAAAAGGGAAACUCAGUACAAGAAAAUCCAUAUAUCAUGCAAAGCAGACAGACAUAUAUAUUUUUUACUCAAGCCUUAUAUAUGCGACUACUAAAUUUUUUAUUAUAUUAUCUUAUAUCCUUAUAUCAAUACCAACUCAUCAUAUUAGUUAUACAGCUUUUUAAUAACAUAGACAUACAAAGCUUCUCCUUAAAUGGUAAAAAAAUAUAUAUAUUCGUUUACAAUCAUAUACAUAUCAAAAUCAAUCAAAGUUAUAAAGAUAUCCAGUAGAUCACAUCGUCGUCGUCCAAUCGCAGAUCUAAUAAAUGAAUCCAAAUACAGGCUAUAUCCAUCCAUAUUACUGAACGUACUUAAAGGGACCCAAUGCCCACAAGAGAAAAUGUACUCCAUUCUUGAUCUGAUAUACGCUGUCGUCCAGGUACCCAUUGUAUUAAGUAUCCAAAUGGAAAUCAAUACGCGAUCUAGAUGAAAUAAACACCAAUUAAAAACAAUAUCAAUGAUAUAAACACUACUCAGGCAGGGUGGAUUAACCAGCCUCUCCAAACGAGGCUACAACAGAGGAGAGAGAUCACGUUCUUCAUUAAGACCCUUAGGGAAUAAAACCUGCAAUUCAUAAAUCCAAAAUAAUUCACGCUGCUUCAAUAACAUUUCCCUAGAUCCACCUCUUCUCAGAGGUUUCACUACCUCUAGAAUCGAAUAUCUCAAUUGUGACACCAUAUGUCGCAUUUCCACAAAAUGCCUAGCCACUGGAUAUUGGAUCUUGCCAGUCCGAAUGCUACUCUUAUGUUCUCCUAUCCUAAUGGUGAAUUUCCUCGUGGUCUCCCCAACAUAGGCUAAGCCACAAGGGCAUUUUAACAUGUAAACUACAAAUUCUGUUUGACAAUUGCAAAAAUCCCGAAUAGGAUAUUUCUUCCCGGAUCUAGGAUGAAAAAAGGAAUCGCCCAGAAUUACCCCAUUACAAUUCACACAAUGUCCACAUUUGUACAUACCAACAGGCAUUCUAAGCCACGAUUCCUUAGUCCCAAUCUUUCCUUGGACUUCCACAUUCCGCAUUAAAUGAUCGCGAAGGUUUCUGUGUCUUUUAAAAGAAAACAAAGGUUUCUCGUUAAAACAAAUCCUAACUUUGGGAUCCGAUUGUAGUAUAUUCCAAUGCUGAUUCACAAUAUGUUUAAUCUCCUUUGAAUGUUCAGAAUAGGUGGUAACACAUGAAUCCUCAUGUUCCUAUCCUUAGCUUUUUUAGUUAAAAGUUGUUCCCUGGCCAACAAUCUAGCCUGAUCCUUACAUUCCAUCAAAAUCUCCUUCUCAUAACCUCUUGAGGUAAACGCCUGCACUAAUUCAUCUGCACGUCUAUUAUAAUCUGUAUCCCGUGAUGUAAUUCGUCGAGUUCUAAUAAAUUGCCCAUAUGGUAAUUUUUGCAAAAAUUGUGGUGGAUGGAAGCUAUCAGCAUGAAAAUAUGACGCGCGAUCAGUGGGCUUCUGAUAGAGAUCAAAGCUCAAUUGUCCUUCACUUACCUCCAUAGAUACGUCCAAAAAGUGCAUUUGAUGCACAUCAUAUUCUAUAGUGAAAGAUAUCGUAUCCAAUUUAUUAUCCAAUCUUUCCUUAAAGCAAAGUAACUCUUCAACCGUACCUGUCCAAAAAAAGAAGAUGUCAUCUAUGUAGCGCACCCAAUUCAACACAAAUUUUGCAAAAAAUGGAUCAGGAUAUACAAAUGCAUCCUCAAACGCAGCCAUAAAUAAAUUGGCAUUUAUACCAUUCACAGGCUUAUGGGAAAGCAUUGUGAUUGGCUGAGAUCAUCACUUCUGAUGAUGUCAGCCAAGGAGGCCUACCCAUGCUGCACUUGGAAUAAGGUGAGUUUUUCUAGCUUUAAGGGAGGCAAGGUGGGACAGCGGGGGUAAAUCGUUAGUUUAACACUACAGGGUCAGGAAUACAGGUUUGUGUUAUUUACCCUAUAACUGUUCCCUUAACUAUUGUCUGUGAACUACAAUUCCCAUGAUGCUCAGUCACUCAUUUGUCAAUGUGGUCCGCUUAGCAGUAAAGUUCAGAUAACUGUAAUUCUAAUCUUGGUCCAUGUUUCCAUUAAUGUAUACGUUCUGUUAAUUUUAUUCUAUAUUAUAUUCCAGUUUAUUGCAAACUCGCUGUUUCUUUUCAAUACUCCUAAUUAUAUGUUAAUUAGAUGCAGGAUGUAAUUAACAUUAGGGAUGUAAUCCCCAGCAGUAAAUUCCUGCAGGAUUCACUAAGGGUCUAUAGUGCACAGGCCCCGUAAGAAGAUUAAGUAUAUUAUCAGUUUUAAGAACACAGUAUUUCUAACCAAGGUUUCCAGGUCAGAGGACAUUGUCAGUGACUCUACUCGCCUUACCCAGAGAGGGGAUAUAAGGACAUGACCAGUGCUGAUUAAGUGUUCAGUAAGUUCCCCUGAAGGCUGGCCAUACAAGGCCUGAGAUGAGUCCCAUUACUAUGCAGGCUUCUUGUCACUUAUUUAUAGCGAGAGAAUCCCAGCCACAUGGAGGCAGGCAUGAACCCCUGGGUCCUUUGGGAUUUCUCUGCUCAUAGACAUCAGAUAUUUUAUAUGAGAAGGGAAUUAAGACAUGGCUCUAUGGUAGACAGAUACCUAAUCCGUUCCCUUCUACAGCCCAAUUCCUUCAAUAUCUCCUGGUCUUGCCGUUGUUUGCUUUUAUACUCUCCAUCCAUGCAGAGCGUACAGAUACAGUAUUUACAAAUACAGCCUUUGGACAGUUUACGCAUCAUAUGAGUCAACAGACUGACAGACACCCCUGAUAGAGGGAUCUGUCUACAAAAAUCUAAACACAUGAAAGGAUCCUACAUAUCAGUAUGUCAGCAUCUUAGGGUGGCGUUUUGAUGAUUUUUUUUUAUACUUUUGGCAAUAAUACUAUAGCUAUUUGACUUUAAUCUCUUAAUGAUUGCAUUUGUCUAAUUCUGUCUGUUAAAUAGAAGAACCAACUUAAGGGAACAAUCUAAGUACCUUGAUAACUUACAUCUUAUUUCUUAAGGGAAAACCUUGCCUUGUUUAAAGGAACAUUAUAGUGUUAGUAAGACAAAGCUGUAACACUGUAGUGUCCCUCUGUCCCAUUGCUGCCACCCCCGGUCCCACCUUUAAACGCUUAACUGAUUCCAGCACCGAUGUGCCUUGGUGCUUGGUCGGACCCCCCCCCCCACCCAUCCUCCGAUGUCAGCCAAUGAGGGGGAAGCCUAAUACUUGUUUGCACUUUAUAAAUAUUAAUAAUAAUAAAAAUAACAAUUAGGCCUUCACCGUAGCAAAAAAAGCAUUGACUCAAUGCUUUCCUAUGGGGUUCUUCAACAUGCUGGUCAUCCUCAUGUACAGCGUGGUGGACAGCCACUAGGUUUCACUAAAACUGCAAUGUGUGCCUACAAUAUCCCUUUUUAUUUAUUUUUUAUAAUUCUUUAUUUAUGUCAAGGUUCGACACCACAGCAAGGUAUACAACACAAUUCAGAUGCUUCCAUUAACACAUAUACAUAUAAUCGGUAGCUAGUGUCAGUAAAGUUGUGUAUUUUCAUAAAAAAACAGCCUGUAACAAUUAAACAACCCGUGUCUUGUGAACUCGAAAAGUCCUUAAAUAGUGGCGUCGCCCCCGUUUUUAAUUUUUAUUUUAUAUAUGUGUGUCCCUUUUAGCCACUAUGCGUGUAUAACCUGAAUAGCGAGUACAAGCCAUUCAAAACACUCUCACUUAUGCUAACUGAUACAGCACAUUUUAUAAACAGAGUACAAAAUAGCUUGAAAGUAACAAAGUCACUCUUCGUAGUUCGACACCGUACCCUUCCAGUAAGGGUCCCGGCGGCGAACCACAGUAGAAUGUAAGGACAAGAGUAAAGGAAAGUAAAGAGAAGAGUAAAGAAAGAAGUCAGACGGGGCAAUAAGGCGGGCUCUCAUCCCAUGGUCCCCAGACCUUCCGAAACGUUCCCAAGGAUCCUCGUAUUCUAGCUGUCAAGUCAUCCAUAAGUCUCACCUCUCUUAUCCAUGAGUAUACACUAGCCAUUGGUGGUGCUUCCGGUUUUAACCAGGUGUAUGCUAUUGCUCUCCGUGCUGCCAAGGUGAGUUUAUGAAGUAGAAUCUGUUCCUGUCUCGUCCAGCCGUCGACUGACCUGCUGAGGAGAUACACGCAGGGAUCUAAAUCUGGGGCCCUAGAGAAAACCCGGGUCAGGAGAGCAAUAUCCCUUUUUAAAGGGACACUGCCAGCACCAUAACUACUACAGCUCAUUACAGUGGUUAUGGUGAUAUGAUUCUAUGAGCACAUUCACCCAAUUGUGAAGAUCCAAGGUUGGAUGAAUUUACACUCGAUAAUGCGGAAGUGUAAUUUCCAUAUUGUCAGUGUACCUGCAGAAAGGCUUUGCGUUUUUAGGAAGAGAAUUUGGCAGUCGGUUCCAGAAUGGUUUGACAGAAAACCUAGGGCCAGCGUGCAUUAGACAUAUAGUAACAUAAUCAUAACUAAAGCUACAGUGAGUAUGGAGCUUAGAAAUCUCCUUUCACACGCAUGCCGUUAUUUGCCCGAUUUGAGCAAUAAAUAAAUUAUAUUACAGGUAGAACUCGAAUGUAACUCCACCUUUGGCUUCUGUUUCCAAUGUAAACUGGACUGUUACAUGUAAUUACAAGUUCCCAAAUUGGACUUGGCAUUGACGGGCUGAGCUACUGUGCUUGACUAAAUGUUUCCCAUAGAAAAUACAUCUUUGUGCGUGUGCCUGCUUAUAAUAUAGCUCAAAUGUUUCAUCACCCUAGCAUGGUUGCAGAGAGAGGCUGCAAAUUAGAAUUCUUUUUUUCAUAAUUGCUAAUUCAUGAUCUACAAAAUACAUUAAACAAUAUGGGAUGUCAACUCCAAGUUGAACAGCCCUUUAAAAAUACUUGUUCUGGAAAAUGAAACAGAAGAAAUGGAUUUCGUAACUGUAUUUCUGUUUGCCUUGGAGUCAAACCCAAGCUGGCACUGAGAUACGUGACAUGUCAGAAGCACGUAAACAAAUCCAUCCAAACAAGAUGUGUGCACUAAAUCCAGCUCUCUGCUGUCCAUGAGUGAGCCGGAUUAUGUUGUAUCACCUCUCCAGCUGGUGUCAAGCACAAUGACAGCUCUUCUAUCAUUGUGUCUAGAUUACGUGGUUUCCCCAGGGUUUGUGAAUGGAAAUAACAUAAUACAGAUCUAGUUUUGAGUUGCAUUACAGAACACUUACAUAGGGGCAGAUACAAAGUAUAUCAGUGAUGUUAGGCAAAGGAAAUCUGGCCAUGUCAAUGGUACAGGUGAUAUAUCUAACGUUUGACACAACUAGCCACAAAAUUAGAAAUCUGAGGUUAAGAUUGACCAGAAUGAUCACUUUUGAUAUUUCGAGAGUCUAACUUUGGUUGUGGUAUAACAUUUUCUUCUAAACCAUAUAAUGGCAAGUCCUCUGAAAGUGUAGAGAGGGUCCUGGUGCAAGUGAGUAUUUGGGCUCUCAUUUAGCACAAGGGUGGACAAAAUGUAAACCCCCCUCUGUCAUACAAUUCCCACAGUGCUAUGCCAGCUGGGGAUCUACCAUUUGUCCAUCCUCGCAGGGUUGUAUUUGUGAGCAGUGUUUGAAUGUAAGCAUGUUAUUUGUUUGGAGUGUUUGGGCAUGUAGAGGUCUAUUGGUAUGUACUGUUACCAUAUGAAUGCAGUGGUGUAUUUCUAUUUAAUGUUUGUGUUUGAAUGCAGGGGUGUGUUUAUAUGCAGUGUUGGAUUUAGCGUAGGAUAAAUGCAGGCAUACCUUUGUGGUUUCAUGAAGAGGUGUGUUUGAACAUAAUUUUGGCAUUUGACUGCAUGGGUGUGUAUGUAGCUAAUGUUUGCGUUUGAUUGCAAGGGUGUGUUAGAAUGUAGUGUUGGUGUUUGCUAGGAUGCUUGCACAUAUGCAUUAACACUACAGCAUACAUACAUACAUACUCAGAUACACAUACACAUUGACACACACUGACACAUACACACUCAGAAGCUCACAUAUACACACAUGCUGACACAUACACACAUAGUGACAUACAGAUACACACAUUGACACACAGAUACAUAUAUAUAUAUACACACUAACACACACUGACACACUUAUAUACACAUAUGUAUGUCUUGUUUUUUUUAUAUUUUUAGCUACCCUCCUGUUAUAAUUUUAUGUGUGCAGUAGGGUGACAUCCCUGUGGUCCUGCUGCUGAAUGAGACUGAUAGGAGUGUGUGGCUGGAGCAGGUUCUCUCCUUGUCGUCGUACCCCCCGCCAUCUGUGCCUCCUUGUCCUAUAUGACUCCUGUGCGGACUCUCCCCGUAGCUGGGAGGAAGUGACCAGCACUCACUUUCCCCCAGCGCUGCUGAGAUUACAGGUGCCCAGACACACUGUUGAAGGUCCCGACAGAGUCUCGGUUCAUAAAUACCCAAUGGAUGUCCUUAAGUACAUGGGCCCCUCCUGUGUGCUAGAAUAGUUCCUCCAACUGGGCACCAAUUUAUGCCAAAAAAAGUAGUGGCCAGUGGAGGUAUCCCUAGGCCGAAAUAUAAACACUACCAUUUCUCCAAAAAGACAGUGUUUACUGCAAAAAGCCUGAAGGGAGUAAUUAUACUCACCAGAACAAAUACAAUAAGCACCUUUUUUUGGCACAGCACGUACACUCCAACGUCAUGACGUCGAUGACGUCAAGGCCCGUCAAAACGUUCAAGGCCCGCAAAAGUGGCUAUAGACUAAAGGCAUAGUAUAUAAAAAUGGCACUUAGGGUAUGGAUCAUUGCCCUAUUGUGGUUUCUGCUCACAGUUCCCAAGAGUGCGUUAUAAUUCUGUGUCUAUUUUGGUAUUUUGAUAUCGGCUUUCCUCUGACUAUUCUCCAUUCUGUUCUCCUGUGACUCGGCUAUCGGUUUUUCGCUUCCCUGAUAUCUGGCUUCCCUGACUCUGCUUGUCCCUGACCAUUCUUUAUUUAACAACAUAUAACCUGGCCGUUCUAAGGACCGGUAAAAGUUGUCUAAUCUAGUAACAUAUACACACUGAGUGUUGGGUCACUAGGUGUUGUGACAGUGUAAAACUCAGUGCUGUCCCAGCUCCUCCAGUGCCUGUGUGUGAUGCUGGACAGGAAGUGGUAGGAAUCACUUCCCGUCUGCCCAUGAAAAGCCUCUCACAAAGGAAAUGCCUUGCAGGAGGAGCGGAGACAACAUUGAGUGAUACACACUGUAUAACAGCUUCUGUAGUUAUAAUCUUAAUCAUAGGAGGCUGACUGGACUACAGGAGACAUAGAAGGGUGAAUGAUUUGCAAAUAAUGUUUCAAACUCCACCCCAAAACCUAAACAAAUUAUCCUUAAUACCACAUUUAAAUGGACACUAUAGUCACCAGAACAACUACAGCUUAUUGUAUUUGUUCUGGUGAGUAUAAUCAGUCCCUCCAGGAUUUUUGCAGUAAACACCGUCUUUUCAGAGAAAUGGCAGUGUUUACAUUACAGCCUAGUGAUAACUCCAAUGGCCACUCCUUGGAUGGUUACUACAGGUGUUGCAUGGAGACACUGAACUUUCCUCAUAGAGAUGCAUUUAUUCAAUGCAUAUCUAUGACGAGAUGCUGAUUGGCCAAGGCUGUGUUUGGCCUGUGCAGGCUCUGCCCCUGUUCUGCCUGCUUAGCAAUCUCAGACAAUCUAAUACUUUCCUAUGGUUUUCUAUGAUUUGCUGAGAUCACCACUUCUGAUGAUGUCAGCCAAGGAGGCAGAUCAGGGGCAGAGCAAGCAGCAGCAGACUGUAAUAAAGGUAAUAUUUACUAUAUUUAGAGUGGCAACGAGGGCCAGGGGAGCUUUUAACACUAUAGGGUCAGGAACACAUGUUUGUGAUCCACACCCUAUUGUGUUCCUUUAAGCACUCAAAUCCUUUAAUUCCUCUUAAACACUAAACGCACCAUUUACCCCAAAACUAAACUUAACCCAACUCUAACCCUAAACUAAAUAAUUCUAAACACUCCUUGUACCACAGCUAUACCUCAUCUCAAGCUUUUAAUCCUUUAAACACUAAUCAUCCUUUGUAUUCUAACUCUGACAUCUAACCCCUUUCAAACCCCUUUUAUCGUAUCACAUACCUCCCAACAUAUUAAUGGACAAAGAAGGACACUUUUUAUUUUAGGAGUGUGAGGAAGUGAGUGUGUGGCCAGGGGUGGAGCUGUUCUGGGAAGUUUUAAGUGACUUUAGUGACUUGUAAACAAGAAUAAGUACCAAUACAAACACCAGAAGUGUAACACACAAGGUAAAACAAUAAAAAUACUUAUGUAAAUAAAUGGUAGGGGUCUUAGAAUUAAUCAUAAACCUACAUAUCGUAAAACUGUUUGCUAUAUACAGUGGUGUGUGCAAAUGGAACCACACUCACAUGAUGCAGAGCUGUCUAAGGCUCUGUAUGUACAGCCCAAGGGUGCCUAUCCACGCUAAGCGAGAUUCCGGAGUAACACAAUGAUCCAGUAGAUUUAAAAAAUUAUAUUUAUUAUAAACUUUGAAGUAAAAACAAACAGUAGAUAAUUAAGGAGAUAUGCCAGAUAUGCUUAACUUAUCAGUGUAGCUGAUACUAAAAAGCAAUUUCACAGAAUAAAAAGCUCACCACAGGCAAUAUCAAACCUUAAAAAAAAAUCAGUCUCUUAGCAGACGCGUUUCGACCUGUUGAGUACUUCUUCCAAGUACGUUAAAAGGACCUGAGCUCAAAAACAAUGUCAGUAAAUAUAUAAUGUCAUAUAUGCAUAUUUUAUCUACACUUUCCUUGUCCAGAUGGAUACUGGCUGGAUGUAUGUGGCAUGGUGAGAUCCCAUGGAUUAUAUUACUUCAUCAUCUUUGGUAGCAUCCAAUCCAUGCUCGACUCAACCGCCAUUGAAAAGUUGAACAAUCAGCUGUACAAAGCUAGAGUGGAGUACUUAACAUGAAUGUAUAUAAUACAAUAUAAUAUAAUAUGGCAUGAUUGAAUUUAAAGUAAAUACAGAUUUGACCCUAAUUCAGCAGCACUCCAAUAAAAAACAUGAGUAGUGUGAGCCUGUGAGUUGACUGUGGUAUGUGAUAAAUUUAUUAUCCAAACUCCAGAUGUUGCAGGACUACAACUCCCAUGAUUCUUUGAAUGAAAUAGAUAGAGAUCCAGGGGAGUUGUAUUUCAGCAACACGUGGAGGGCCAAAGUUUGGAGAACCUAUCUAUCAAAUGGAACAAGCUGAUAUAUUGAGCUUAUGCUAACAGGAGGGAAGCUAUAGAGCAGGGGUCAGCAACCUAUGGCACAUGUGGCUAGUGCAAACUAAGUGGUGAUUGCAGGUAAUGAGGGACAAUCCUCAAUUUUAGGCAUUGCAGCACUUAGAGGAGGUGAUCUCAGAUCACUUCCUCCCAGCACUUAUGAAUAGGAAUCCGCAUUAGAAUAGAGCACAGCACUCUCCUGCCAUUAAAAUGCAGCUAGUCAGGUCCCCACUGGACUCCAGGGAAGUCACCCACACUGGUAGAUAUUCACAAAGAUGCAGAAUAAGCCACCCCUUUAUACAUUAAAAAUUAAACAAACACCCCUCCACACGCAUUCAGUCCCCACAAACACAACACCAUAGACAGUCCACAUACAGUGAGGGAAAAAAGUAUUUGAUCCCCUGCUAAUCUUGAACAUUUGUCCACUGACCAUCUCCGCUCAUUACCUGUAUAAAAUACACCUGGUAGCCAGAAAUCUUGCUGUUUGAUAGGGGAUCAAAUACUUUUUUCACUCAUUGACAUGCAAAUCAAUUUAUAACUUUUGGACAUUGUUUUUUCUGUAUUUUUUUUCUUUUAUUCUAACUGUUAAAAUACACCUACCAUUAAAAUUAUAGACUGAUCAUUUCUUUGUCAGUGGGCAAACAUUCAAAAUCAGCAGGGGAUCAAAUACUUUUUUCCCCUCGCUGUACAUGCACACUACCCCACAAGCAGCCUCUCACAUGCAAUACCACAAUCAGACCCACUAAAAGGUUGCCUACCCGUGCUAUAGACCAAUAAUGGUUUAGUCAAUAAAUCCCAUUUACACAAUGAUAGUAUUUAUAUAAGUGAAUAUGGAUCCCUGUAUUUUUGAUAGUCCUCUGUCAGUCUCUACAUUGGCUUCUUGUUUCAUUUAGGAAUUUGUUUUUGUGCAUACUUUCAAAGCUCUCCAUAACUGUGCCCCUGCUUACAUCUCCUCCCUCAUUAGCAGAUAUGCUACAAACCGAUUUCUUUCUAUACUAUUCCAGUAUGUCAAACACAUUUUGCCAGAAUUAAAUUUUGUCUUGUUUAGCUAUUGUACAGCGCUGCGGUAUAAAUAAUUGUAAUUGAGCUACUCUAAUAUUGCUUAUCAAAACAUGAAUAGCCAGGGUUAUGCACUAAAAUAAUAAAUUAUUUUUACAAUAAUAUAACUGAAAACGUAAAUGACUUUGAAAAAUAUUUCUAAUUCAGCUAUUUUGGAUUAAAAUGUGAUUCACUUUAUUGAAUAACCCUGAAAGUGGUGGGGGAAUCGUGAAAGAUAUGCAUUUAAUCAUCAAUUUAGACAUGACAUAAGUCUCCCUGUAGUUUCAGAACUACAAGUCCAUUGAUGCUUUGCCAGGGUAACCUCAUUUCUUGAGCCCAUUGCCACAGAAACUACCCUGCGGCUACAAACACAAGCUGUAAAUUAGAUAUAUUCUCUGUAUGCUAUUUGUUUUCCAAUAAGCACUUGGGCACAAGAAGCCAUUUAUAAGCCAGUGAUAAUUCGUAUAAUUCCAUCAUAUGUUGUUUUCAAAGCUUGUGUUCAUUGAAUUGCUCUUUUGAUUGAGUGGCUGUAUCCUUGGAUGCAGGUGAACCUUCGACCUAUGUGUGCCCGUUGUGCCACAUGUGCCAUGGGUUCGACAUCGUUGCCAUAGAAAGUAGCAAAGUAUUUAUAAGAGCAAUUUGUUUCGAAACACUGAAUCACUUGGUAGGUGUUAAGAGAAUUGUUUCUACUUAAAGGGACCAUAUUAAGAACCAAAACCGUUAUAUGUUAAUGUAGUGAUUUUGGUGCACAGAUCCUGUCUCUUUUCUAUUGCAAUGUAAAACACUGCCAUUUCUGAGAAUUCCUAUAUUUUGUCAAGAACAUGCCUUGAGUGGCUGUCUCUGAAACCGCUAUGUUUGCAGAGUUAACACUAGAUGGACCUGGCACCCAGACCACUUCAUUGAGCUGAAGUGGUCUGGGUGCCUAUAGUGGUCCUUUAAAGGGACUCUAUAGUCACCAAAACAACUUUCGCUGCUCAAUUCUCUCCCAUUUAGGAGUUAAAUCGCAUUGUUUAUGCAGCUCUAGUCACACCUCCCUGCAUGUGACUUACACAGCCUUCCUAACACUUCCUGUAAAGAGUCAUCUAAUGUUUACACUUCCCUUAUUGCAAAUUCUGUUUAAUUUAGAAUUUCUUAUAUCCUGCUUUGUUAAUAGCUUCUUAAACUCUUCUUUUACACAAUGUAGGAAGGACCCUGCUUCUAAACUAACAUAGAAAUGCUGUAAUGAUUAUGUGUGUAUAUAUAUAUAUAUAUAUAUAUAUAUAUAUAUAUAUAUAUAUACAGUGAGGGGAAAAAAGUAUUUGAUCCCCUUCUGAUUUUGAACGUUUUCCAACUGACAAAAAAAUGAUAAGUCUAUAAUUUUAAUGGUAGGUGUCAGUGAGAGACAGAGUAACAAAAAUAAAUCCAGAAAAAUGCAUGUCAAAAAUGUUAUAAAUUGAUUUGCAUGUCAAUGAGUGAAACAGGUAUUUGACCCCUUCGACUUAGUAAUUGGUGGCAAAAUCACAGAGGUCAGACGUAUCUUGUAGUUGGCCACCAGGUUUGCACACAUCUCAGGAGGGAUUUUGUCCCACUCCUCUUUGCAGAUCCUCGCCAAGUCAUUAAAGGACCACUUUCCUGGCACUAUAGUGCCCUGAGGGUGCCCCCACCCUCAGGGACCCCCUCCCGCCGGGCUCAGGGGAGAGGAAGGGGUUAAACUUACCUCUUUCUCCAGCACCGGGCGGGGAGCUCUCCUCCUCCUCUCCUCCCUCUUCUCCUCCUCUAAGGCUGAAUGCGCAUGCGCAGCAGGAGCCGCGCGCGCAUUCAGCUAGUCCAUAGGAAAGCUUACAAAAUGCUUUCCUAUGGACGCUGGCGUCUUCUCACUGUGAUUUUCACAGUGAGAAGCACGCAAGCGCCUCUAGCGGCUGUCAAGAGACAGCCACUGGAGGCUGGAUUAACCCAUUUAUAAACAUAGCAGUUUCAGUUUCAGUUUUUUUUUUAUAAAAAAAUAGGGUUAACCCUAGCUGGACCUGGCACCCAGACCACCUCAUUAAGCUGAAGUGGUCUGUGUGCCUAUAGUGGUCCUUUAAGGUUUCGAGAUUGAUAUUUGGGAACUCAAACCUUCAGCUCCCUCCAUAUAUUUUCUAUGGGAUUUGGCCACUCCAGGACCUUAGUGUGUUUCUUCUUGAGCCACCCCUAUGUUGCCUUGGCUGUGUGUUUUUAGUCAUUGUCAUGCUGGAAUACCUGUCCACAACCCAUUUUCAAUGCCUUUGCUGAGGGAAGGAGGUUCUCACCCAAGAUUUGAUGGUACAUGGCCCUGUCCAUCAUCCCUUUGAUGCGGUGCAGUUGUCCUGUCCCCUUAGCAGAAAAAAAACCCCAAAGCAUAAUGUUUCCACCUCCAUGUUUGGUGGGAAUAGUGUCCUUGGAUUCAUAGGCAGCAUUCCUCCUCCUCCUCCAAACACGGCAAGUUGAGUUGAUGCCAAAGAGCUCGAUUUUAGUCUCAUCUGACCACAGCACUUUCACCCAGUUCUCCUCUGAAUCAUUCAGAUGUUUAUUGGCAAACUUCAGACGGGCCUGUACAUGUGCUUAAGUGUGUUACUAAUUGUUUUCUUGAUGACUAUGGCCGCAGCUGCCUUGAGAUCAUUAACAACAUGAUCAUUGAAACUCCACAAGGUGAGAUCUUUCAUGGAGCACCAGACCAAGGGAGACUGACUGUUAUUUUGUGUUUCUUCCAUUUUCAAAUAAUCGCACCAACUGUUGUCACCUUCUCUACAAGCUGCUUGACGAUGGUCUUGUAGCCCAUUCCAGCCUUGUGUAGGUCUACAAUCUUGUCCCUGACAUCCUUGGACAGCUCUUUGGUCUUGGCCAUGGUGGAGAGUUUGGAAUCAAAUUGAUUGAUUGAUUGCUUCUGUGGACAGGUAUCUUUUAUACAGGUAACAAGCUGAGAUUAGGAGCACUCCCUUUAACAGAGUGCUCCUAAUCUCAGCUUGUUACCUGUAUAAAAGACACCUGGGAGCCAGAUCUGGGAGUCACUCAUUGACAUGCAAAUCAAUUUAUAACUUUUUUGACAUCCGUUUUUCUGGAUUUUUUGUUUUGUUAUUCUGUCUCUCACUGUUAAAAUAUACCUACCAUUAAAAUUAUAGACUGAUCAUUUAUUUGUCAGUGGGCAAACGUUCAAAAUCAGCAGGGGAUCAAAUACUUUUUACCCUCAUUGUGUGUGUGUAUAUAUAUUAUAGGGUGCUGCUGGGGCCAAAAAAAUAUACAAAAUACACCCUAUAAUGUAGGCAUGUUCGAGUGAGUGCAGUCCUCUUGGUUUCUCCUUGGAUUUGCACCCCUUCCUGUCACAGGUGCCUCAUUCCAGGACCCUUUUUAGCGUUGACUUGCAGAGAGUCCCAGUAAGGAAGUAUUUCCCAAGUAAGUAUAUUAAUCUCAUAAGAGCAGGCAUUAGGCUGCUAGAGUAGGACCUGCCAAGAAUGGGGUACAUUGACGUUGUGGCAGGUUUAUGCAAUAUAUGAUCAUAUAAUGUAACUAAACCCCCAUUAUUUUUUUGCCUAGGGGAGGCGUUUUUAAAUAAAACUAUUACAAUCUCUAAGAUUUGUAAUCAUUGUUUAGUGAAUAAGCGAGUGCUCUGGUUUUAGUAUUUUGUAUAUAUAUAUAUAUAUAUAUAUUUAUAUAUAUAUGGCAAUCUAUAGACAGAUAGCACUCCAAGGACUUAUUAAUAAGAUGAAAAAAAUAUCAACUUAGCUUUUAUUCAGCAGUAUGCCAUAGUGAAACAACGUUUCAGUUCCCAGUCGGAACUUUCGUGUAGGGUGGCAUUUCUUUGGGGGGCCGCACAGCCCUCCAUGUGCUCGCCAGAGGUAGCCUGACUGCCAUUAGGUACCGAGAUGAGAUUAGGUACAGACUGUCCAGGAGUUGGCAGAUGCUUUAGUCCAGGUCUGGGAGGAGAUCCCUCAGGAGACCAUCUGCCACCUCAUCAGGAGCAUGCACAGGCGUUGUAGGGAGGUCAUACAGGCACGUGGAGGCCACACACACUACUGAGCCUCAUUUUGACUUGUUUUAAGGACAUUACAUCAAAGUUGGAUCAGCCUGUAGUGUGUUUUUCCACUUUAAUUUUGAGUGUGACUCCAAAUCCAGACCUCCAUGGGUUGAAAAAUUUGAUUUCCAUUUUUUAAUUUUUGUGUGAUUUUGUUGUCAGCACAUUCAACUAUGUAAAGAACAAAGUAUUUCAGAAGAAUAUUUAAUUCAUUCAGAUCUAGGAUGUGUUAUUUUUGUGUUCCCUUUAUUUUUUUGAGCAGUGUAUAUCAUUAUUUAUUUAGAGAAUACUUCAGGCUAAAAGUAACACCUAUUUUUAGUGUUUCAAAAAAAAAAAAAAAAUAAUAAAGACAAGACGAUACUUAUAUGAAACUGCAGCUGUUGCACAUGCAGACCGAGGCAGCAGACAAAACAGUAAAUGUAAUUUAAUUGAAUGAUCUACUUUCAGGCUUAUGCAUACGUUAGCUUAGCAUCAGUUUGUGUACGAGAUGAAAAACAGAGUGAACUUCAAAUUCAUGGUCAAAAUAUACAAAAUGACCAUCAUGACGGAAAAUCAGUAGUCAUAGAAUGCUUAUCGACUUUCGCCUCCUAUAGAGUGCAAUUAAACUGUACUGUCCAUAGCAGAGUACUUUUUCAUUUUACAGUGCCUAGUUUUUCUUAUUUCAGUUUCAUUGGUUUCUAUUUCUGUUAUGGAAAUGCAAGUACCGUAUGUACCACUACCACUGUCUUUGGUGCUUGAAAAUUUAAGAAUUACAAAAAAAAAAAAAAAUAGUUGAACUGGAAAAAUUCUCUACGUCAGCUAUGCAUUAAGUUUAGCUAUCGUGUCCUUAAAUUUAAAAAUCACCUUAAAUUCCUGUCACUUCUCACUAACCCUAAUAGCCUGUUUAGAUCCAUGAUGGGUAAUCUUGGGAUCCCUAGAAGUUUGUCAUCCGGGGGAGGAUUGGCAAACCUGAGGAACAAGUACAAUCAAAUUUCCUUUUUGCAACCAAAUCAAGUCUUUUCACCCCAAUUCCAUCCUUAUUUAUUUAUUACUGGAAUUUAUAAAGAGCCACCAUAUUCCUAAUUAAAGAACACUUUUAUGGUCAUAUUCACUAAACUCCAGAACACUAAAAUCUGAAUGAUGUGGGAAUAUGUGAAUUUAUCUACACUUAGCAAAAUUAAACAGCACAAAUAGAAAGACUCACUGAUAGUAUUCCGUUAUAACAUUUUCUUUAUACAGUCCUGACGAAGAUUCCACUCUUUCCAGGGGCACCAUGUUUCAUGCAAUUACCAGCAAUAAACAGGCAGUAUGUAGAAAUACUAUCCACUGCGUUGGUAACGCUUUUUAUUUAUACAGUGAGUGUUACAUUCCAUUGGAGGUGAAACAGACAAUGCCGAGUAAUAAGUGGACAGGACAGCAUAUUUAUAGAUAUACAUUAUGUAUCACCUUCAUAGAAUUUUCCAUUUUAUCUGUUUAUUGAAACCUGCGUUUCCUAAUGCCCCAUAGCAGUAACCAUUCCAAACUAACAUUUUGCAUAUUAGGUUAUUACUGUAUUACUAUCCAUGUCAUGUGGUGGAAUGUAAUCUACUCAUAUCUCUCCUUUAAUACCACCCCCUACUCAUUUCUCUCCCUCUAUCCCACAUCUUAAUUACAUAGUUACAUAGGCUGAAACGAGAAAUGUGUCCAUCAAGUUCAGCAUUCCUCACAUCUGUUUUUUGCUGUUGAUCCAAUAGAAGGCAUCCCCCCCAGUUUGAAGCACUUCCAAUUUUGAAACAAACUAGGAAAAAAAUUCCUAGUUCUUGCCCCAAAAUGGCAGUCAGAUUUAUCCUCGGAUCAAGACACUAUUACCCUACAUUUAAAUUUUUUUAUCAUUGAAUAUUAUGUUUUUGCAAGUAUGCAUUAAGUUGCUGUUUAAACAUCUGUACAGACUCUGAUAAAACUACUUCUUCAGGCAGCAAAUUCCACAUCCUGAUUGUUCUUAUGGUAAAAAAAAUUCUUCCUUUGCCUUAGACUAAAUCUUCUUUCUUCCAGUCUAAAUGCAUGGCCUCGUGUCCUAUGUAAAGUCCUGUUUGUGAAUAGAUUUCCACACAAUAGUUUGUAUUGGCCCGAAUAUAUUUGUAAAAUGUUAUCAUAACCUCUCUGAGGCAACGUUUUUCUAAAUUAAAGAGGUUUACAUUUUUAACCUUUCUUCAUAGCUAUGUUCCAUUCCUUUUAUUCAUUUUGUAGCCUGCCUCUGCACUUUUUCUAGUGCCAUAAUAUCCUGCUUUAGAACAGGUGUCAAAAAUUGCACAGCAUAUUCAAUAUGUGGUUUUACCAGUGAUUUCUAAAGAGGCAAAAUGAUAUUCUCAUCCCGAGAAUGAAUGCCCUUUUUUAUGCAUGGCAAUACCUUACUGGCAUUAGCCACUGCUGAUUGACAUUGCACAUUGUUGCCUAAUUUGUUGUCUAUAACAAUUCCCGAAUCCUUCUUGUGUGUUGUUAUCCCUAAUUCACUGCCAUUUAGGGUAUAAGUUGCUUGUGCAUUCUUUGCCCCAAAGUGCAUAACUUUGCAUUUUUCAAAUUAAAUGUAAUCUGCCAUUUGAGUGCCCAGUCUAUCUAAAUCCUUUUGCAGCUUGGUAAUAUCUUGCUCACAUUGUAUUACUUUACAGUUUUGUGUCCUCUGCAAACACUGAAACAUGGCUUUCAAUGCCUAUUUCAAGAUCAUUUAUAAAUAUGUUAAAUAGAAGUGGUCCCAAAACAGAACCCUGAGGGACACCACUUACCACCUCUGUCCAGCUUGAAAAUUUACCAUUAGUGACAACUCGUUGUACUCUAUUUUUAAACCAAUGUUCUACCCAAGAACUAAAAUUUUCAUCUAGACCAAUUUGUUUGAGUUUGAACACUAACAUAUUGUGUGGAACUGUAUCAAAUGCCUUGGCAAAAUCCAAAUAGAUCAUGUCCACUGCAACACCCUGAUCUAUACUUCUACUUACUUCUUCGUAGAAUGCAAUUAGGUUAGUGUGACAUGACCUGUGCUUCAUAAAACCAUGCUGAUUUUUGCUGAUAACCAUGUUCUUCUCAAUGAAUCCCUGAAUAUUAUCCCUUAAUAACCUUUAAAAUACUUUCCCAGCCACAUAAGUUAAAGUCAUAGGUCUAUAAUUUCCAGGCAAGGAUUUUGAACCCUUUUUGAAUGUAGGAACCACAUUUGCCUUCUUCUACUCAUCAUGUACAAUUCCUGAAAGAAAAGAAUCUUGAAAGAUUAAAAACAGAGGUUCACUUAUUUCCACACUUAUCUCCUUAAGUACUUGUGGAUGAAUGCCGUCAGUCCCUUGAGCUUUGUUUAUAUUACUAACACUUUCAUAUUUAAUUUUAUUUUUUUUUAGAAUUUAUGUACUUAAAAAAUGCAUUGGUGUUGGUUUUGCUCUCUUUGGCUACCACUUUCUCAUUUUGUAGUUUAGCGAAUCUAAUCGCCUUUUAGCACGCAUUAUUGGCUUCCUUACAUCUUUUAUGGUAUGCCUCUGAUUUGUCCGAUAUAAAGGCUUUAAAUUACCUUUUCUUAUUUUUAAUUUCUUGAAUCACUGUCCCACAAAGUUACAUUAGUUUCAGUUUGUUUCUUUUACAUUUAUUAUCCAAUGGUACACACUGGAAAUGUACCUUUUAUAUAUUUGUUUGAAGAUAUUCCAUUUACCCUCAUUUUUUUUUUCACUAAGCAGUUUAUGCCAGUCAAUAUAUUGUAAAACUGCCCUUAUUGAAAUUGAAAUUGAUAUGUUUUAGUAUACCCCAUAUACCUUAUUUUUUUGAGUUUAUUUCAAAGGACACUAUAUUGUGAUCACUAUUUCCCAAGUGCUGACCUACUUGAAUGUUGAUCAAAAGAUCAUAAUUGUUUGUUAAAACCAGGUCCAGACAAGCGUCCUUUCUAGUUGGUGCUUGUACAAGUUGUGACAAGAAGGUGUAAUUUAACAAGUUCAAAAAACUAAUUCCCUUUGCUGAGCUACUAGUUUCUCUGUCCCAAUUUAUGUCCGGGUAAUUAAAAUCUCCAAUAAUUAACUUGUUACCCAGAUUUGCAGCUAUCUCAAUUUGCUCAAACAGCUAUUCUUCCUCAUCAAUCUUAACAUUAGGCGGUUUAAAACAUAUCUCAACCAAUAAUUGAUUUCCCUUCUUUUGCCCCAAGCAGAUAUUUACCCAUAAAGCUUCCACAUCUUCCUCAUAACAUUCCACUUGCUUAAGAUUUGGCUUUAACUCAUGGUUGACGUACAAACAUACCCCACCACCUUUCCUGUUUUUUCUGUCCUUCCUAAAUAGUGUGUAACCAUUUAAGUUCACUGCCCAGUCAUGUGUCCAACCCCUACCUCAUUUUUCUCCCUCUAUUCCACUCGGUUCUCAUAUCUCUCCCUCUGUCCAACCCCUACUCAUAUCUCUUCCUCUAUCCCACCCCUUAAUCAUACCUCUCCCUCUAUCCCACCACAACUCAUAUCUCUCCCUCUAACCCAUCCCCUACUCAUAUCUCUCCCUCUAACCCACCAACCUACUCAUAUCUCUCCCUCUAACCCACCCCCUACUCAUAUCUCUCCCUCUAACCCACCCCUACUCAUGUCUGUCCUUAAAUCCCACCCCUACUUAUAUCUCUCCCACUAUCCCAUCCUUACUCAUAUCUCUCCAUCCAUCCCGCCCCACUCAUAUCUCUCCCUUUAUCCCACCUCUACACAUUUCUCUUCCUCUCUCCAACCCCUACUCAUAUCUCUCCCUAAAUCCCAUCCCUUACUCAUAUCUCUCUCUCUAAUGCACACCCUACUCAUAUAUCUCCUUAAAUCCCACACCUUCUCAUAUCUCUCUCGCCAUCCAACCCCCUAUUCAUCUCUCUCACUUUAUCCAACCCCUACUCACAUCUCUCCCUCUCCUACUCAUAUAUCUCCCUCUGUCCCACCCCAUACUCAUAUCCUGUCCUCUAUCCCAUCCCUACUCAUUUUUCUGCCUGUAUCCAAGCCCCUACUCAUAUCUUUCCCACUAUUUAACCCUGUACUCAUAUCUUUCCUUCUACCUCUCACCAUACCCUUUUACUUCUUUUAACCCAUCUUUACUUGUGCCUCUCCCUCUAACCUACCUUUUGUAUUUCCCUUUUCAAAACCCUGAUUUCUACCCUUUUAUUGCCCCUAUAUGUCGCUCCGUAUUUUACUUUCUAUAAGCUUGUCUCUCCUGCCCAAUCCAAUCGUUUGUCUUUCUUUCUACCCCCUACUUGUGUCUUGCCCUCCUCCCAUACACUUUUCCUUCUCCAACUCACACUUGCCUUAAACAGGCUGGCAUGCUGGCUGGUCUCAUUCUGUCUAGUGAGUGUUUAGGGUGGAGAUAUGAAGUAUGUUCCUCUACCCACCUUUAUAGUUCCCACGUCAUUGUUUAUGUGAAUGGAUAGGGUGGAGAUAAUAUGUAUGUUCCUAUCUCCACCUCUAUCCUCACGCUGCUCUUGUGCUGAAACUAGUCCUGAGGUCCUGAAAAUAACAAUCAGUUAAUAAGUUCCCCUCUCUCCACUCCCUUCAGUAGUCCUUUAAUGACUGGCUGUGUUAUGAGAUAUAAAAUAGUAUAAACUACAGUGUGAAGCCCAUCACACCAUCCUGACCUGCAAGAUAGUUAUAAAAUACAUGACACUAGAGCUGUGUGGGAGUGCUGAUCUUCCCAACCUGCUAUGAUAUGAGUAUUAUUUAUAAAUCACCAGCAAAUUCCAUAGCGCUGUACAAUAGGCGGAACAACAGACCUGUAUUUGCAACAAGACUAGUUGGACACACAGAGACAGAGGGUGUUGAGGGCCCUGCUCAAUGAGCUUACAUUCUAGAGGGAGUGGGGUAAAGUGACACAAGAGGUAAGGGAAGGGUGCAUUUCAUGUAUGGAAAAAAGUAGGUUGCUAGAAUAGUAGAAUAUGUUGUCCAUGUGUUUAAAUAAAGGCUAAUAUGUUAUACAUAUGCUUCAUUGCCAUCCAGAUAUGGGCAAGAUCGAUAAUUGAUAUAUCUGGAACAGUUACGAAGCCUCAGAGUUGACAAUGAAUUUUUUUUUAUGAACCAUUUGCUUGCUUUUAGUGUUUCGUGGACACUAUAGAGUUAACUUGUGCAUACAUUCUACUAACUCGUGGACUCAAGAUAGUUAUAUAGUUGGCAGCAUGGCCGGCCCUUCACUAAGCACCUUCCUCUCUGACUGCUGCCUCGGGCUGUUCCGGUCACUCGGUGGCCAUCAACAUGGUGGUGGGGUCGGCCGACCCCUUCAAUUGGAGCACACAUUAUCUAUCUUGUGGGCACUAUCAGCUAAAAUGUGCUCAUGAAAUAGGAAGACAGUCACCAGAGGUAUGUUUAACUCUGCAAUGUAAAACAUUGCAGCUUUGUAGAAUGUUAAAAUAAACCUUUUCACCUGUGUAAUUUGUGAUGUAACUAUUCCAUUUGAAAAUUGAGCUACCGAAAAAAAUAGCUCCAACACCAAAAUGGGAACUGGGGUGGGGUUGGGAUAACCAAAAAUGAUAAACCAUUACAAAAUAAAUAAUUAUUGGUGUUGUUCCUUUGUCUCAUUUUAAGCAAGACCUUAUUAAUGCUAUGCAAUAAUGGUUAGGUGCUACCUUCAGUGAACCUUAACAGUUCUGAUAUUGCACCAUGUGGACAUAUAGUGACUGCCUGAUCAUUAGCUGACAUACUCUGCAUACUCCUGUCUUAUUUGUUCUGACUUUGUACAGCUUGGACAGUAUAGCACAGUAGCAUCUUAAUGUUUCUAUUGGUGUUAUUAAUGUUCCACCUAUAUUAUCUUGCAUACAUUAGACGGGUGCGAAUAUAUCUGCCACUGUACGACCUGUAUAUACCGAAGCAAGCUGCAGCAGCGCAAGUCCCUAGCAAUUCUAUCAUGUGCCAGACCUAGCACCAGGCUACCAUAUAAGGAAUGCUUACCUACUUAUAGUCGUGUAACCUAAUUUUCAACUAGUGUAGCACUAAAUCGAGACAAAAUUCAAACUACGUUCAACCAAGGCUACAAGCUUAAACUUGAUGUUGCCAUGGAAAACGUACAGUUAGUCAAACCAAAACCUAGUCCGUAUACUCUAGACCUCUCAGUCAGUAAUUGUAUGUUUUAAAUUGUAACUCUUACCCUGACGUAACCUCACGAGAUUUAACUUGUUUAUAUAAUAUAAAAUUGUGCCGAAUACCCGCAUGCCAUGUCAAAUCUAUUGUUCUCCUUAAGCUUGCUAAUGCCGUUGUGGCACCGCAGGAAUAAAUGUUACAUGUUUUCACAUGCAAAAAUAAAUAUUGGUGUUGUUCAAUAGAUAUAACUUUUUUUAUAAGCAUAAAAUUAAAACAUACUAUUAGUUAGAACCUUAGAUCCUUAUAUCCAUCAUGAUUGAUUAGAACUAUGUUAAGCAAUGACCUGUUUUAAUCAAUCAUGGGGAAUUUAAAAAUGUAAGGUUCUAACUAAUAGCAAUUUUUUCUUUUAUAGAAAGAGUUAAGUUGUAUUUCCCAACACCAAUCUUUCCUUGUUUUGUAAUGAUUAAUCUGUGAUGCAAGUAAUAAUCUUGUCAACCAUUAAUUUGAGUAAAUACAAAAAAAGUUUAAUCUUUAAUUUAAAUUCUGGCAAACUAUUUCUCCGUGUUUUAUGUACUGUAAUUUUAAAACACUGUGCAAACGGCUGUUUAAGCGGUGUUAUAUGGCGUGAAAAUUAGCAUGCAAUUAUGUUGACGGUAUUUUUGGGGGAGUAGAGAAGGACACGAUCAGGACUCUUUAGACAACAAAAAACAUAAUGUGAGUAAACCAAAGGUGCACUCAAUCUCAAUCCAUGUCCUCCAGUGAGCUCUACUGCAUGCCCGUCUGCUGGACGUGGAUCCACAGUGGCAGAUAUGAACCAUCAGACCUUCUGUGUCAUAUACAAAAAAAGCAUGCACAUAUAGUUAUUUCCUUUAAUAUGGACGAGUGAACCCCGAGACUUUCCUCUCGUCUCAAAAAACAUAUAUACAAAUACACAGUAGGGAUAAUAACUCCAAUAUAGAUAUCCCUUCUCCAGCCAACAUCUCAAAUUCCUUACAAAUACCACCUGACUCCAUUACAAAUCUCCCUUCCCAUCCGUCCCUCUCCAGGCAUCACUCUCCCUUCUCCUAUAGAUAUCUGUAGCUCUCUCUCCAUGUAUCUACCCGUCUUUCUAUCUAAUAUAACCUAUAUACUUGGAGAUCAGGUGCAUUUAGUUACCAUGUCUGGUUGUUAUUGAGAUAUACUAUUACUGUAGAUGAAUGGGGACUAUCCAUGACUUCCAGAAUUAAACUGUAGCCAAUUUGCAAUAUGACUGCUGUGUUUCUGCUUCCAGAUAGGAACCCUGUGAAAAGGGUCACGUUUAGUUUUUAGAGGUACAUCAAUAGAUGUUACUAUGUGCAUUAAAGGGCAAGUCUAGCCACCAAAACCAUUACAUGUAAAUGUAUGUUCCUCUGCUGUCUGUGGAACAUGUUUGACACUGAUUGCGUUGUAUCGGAAACCUCCUUCCUUUCCUGUGGAUUAUUUUCCCUGUGAUCAACGUAAGCUUUCCGGACAGCUCUUUCCAUAAUCCAUGAGUUUUGAGCUCAAUGUACAGAUGGCGUCUUGCAAGACAACUUCCACAUGAUUUAUCUCUCCCUUCCAUCCCCCCCACCACUAAGAGCAUAAGACACAGGUUAAAAAAACUAGCUGUUAGAUUCCAUUAUGAUACCAUGUCAGAGAGCUUUUACUGUAAUUCAGUACAGGCUGAAACAUUUUAAAUCAUUUUAUUCAGUAUUUCUACGCAAUAUCUGGUGUUUUGUUUUGUUUUUUAUUUAAAGCAGCUCUGUCCCUUCUGGGGUAUUUGCAAACUUCACAAAGUCCCCAGGUGGUGACUGCUUUAAUUGCAGUGCAGUGGCCGUGGGGUGCAGUUUUUAAUAACCUAAACCUUACGUUGUGGCCACCACCGUCUUCUUCGAAGAGGUCUUCUUCAGCUCCCGUUGCUUCAUCUGCAUGGAGCUGGUGUCAGUGAUGUACUCUUGCUCAUGCAUGAGAGUUCAACACUGAUGUCUAUGGAGGAUCCUUUCGAGACUGCAGAGCCAUCCAUAAAGAGAGCAUUUUCCCCCUUAACUCUGCCUGUCAAGCUUUAUCAAGCGUACUAAAAAUACAAAGUAGCCCCUGUGAAAGGUGGGGCCGGAGAUGACAGAGCUGCUUUAAUGAGGACCUGUCUUUCUGUUUUUAGCAUAAUAUAUUCUUUACCAAACUCUGAUUGUGGGCUGCAUUGUAUCUUAAUAAUUUCUAUUACAAGAGAUCAUUCUGAAUAGCAUUUCUCCUAUUGACAUCUGUGGAAAACAGCUAUAGAGAUAUGCUUAUCUCUUAUAAAAUAUCCUUAUUUGUUUAUUUGUGUUUUUUUAAAACAAUUCUCUUUUAAAAGUUAUUGUGUAAAAGAGGGACAUUUUUUAAAAACUUUUUUUAUAUCCUGGUAGUAUUGUCAACAUGUUAAUUGGUCAGCCAGUGAGGUUUGUCCACUGAACAGUGAACUGCAGAGAAUUGACACGUGAAAUGCAAAACUUAGGAAAACAUAUAACAUUUUGCAAUCCAAUUUUCAUAUCACUACUAUUUAGUGUGUAAUGUGUAAAGCCCACUGAGUUGUGUAAAAAUGAUGAAGGUUUAAGGAAAACUGAAACCUGUAUUCCUAAUGCUCUCGUGCCCUAUUUGUUGUGUUACGGUCCCUUCCUCCCCCCGUUUGCCAUAAACAUAGAUUGGAUAAUUGUUUUACUUACCGUACCUUUUUCCAGUGCAGAGAUUACCUCAGAGCUGCUCACCUGUCCUCUGACGCAACAUUAUCUAGGAGGCUUGGCAUCCUGACCGAUAGUCCAAUCCAGUGUUCCUUAUUGGAGAUCUAAUGCACAUGCGUCACACACACAUCCAAACUUCUCCAUAGGGAAAAAGCAUUGAAUUCAAUGCUUUCUCCCCUGGGAUUUCCUAUCAGCUUCUGCAGCAUGUGACUGUGGCCUCUAGGGUCCUCUAAAGGUGAAUUUAACCCUGCAACGUAAACAUUGCAGUUUCAAAAAAACUGUAAUGUUUUACAUUGCUGGGAUAAAAAGACAGGAAAAGACAGGAACACUACGCCCAGACCCCUUCAUUGAGAUAAAUCUGGGUGACUGUAGUCUCCCUUUAAAUAAUGAACGUGGGGGGCGACUGUGCAGCAAGCAAGACGUGCUUGAGAGGAGCUCCGAACCAGAAGUCCAAAUAAAGGGGGAUUAACCUACCUAAACGGCUCACACGAGCACCGAGACACCCACCCCCAAACAGUUGACCAAACGGGGCAAAAAAAACAAAAAACGGAGACCCAUACAAUGCCUGAUAUCAGGAUUUCAUUUAACAGGCCAGCCCGGCGGGAAGCCCCCAAGAUGGCGCCGGAGAGGCAGAGUGAGGAUGAGGCCUCAGAGGCCUCGCAAGAGGUGGAACAACCCAAGGGGAAUACCCUAGCAAGCGGCACUACCAGUGAGUCUGACUCCGAUGCAGACUCAGCUCCAGCAACAAAGAGGGACAUUAAAUGCCUCCUGACUGAAAUGAGGCAAAUAUGGAGGGCGAACCUACGGGUGACACAGGUGGAAAUUGGCAACCUGGGUAAUAGACUCACGGCGGUGGAGUCCAAAAAUGGAGAGAGGGAGACACAGCUGUGGACUGCCCAGCAGGAGAUCCAAGGCCUGGCCCAACAGGUCCAACACCUGUCCAAGACUGUGACAGUACUAGAGGCCAGACACAGGAGGAAAAACGUCCCCCUCAGAGGAGUACCGGAGCGGAUCACAGGGGAUGGCCCUUCCUGCACCGCAUGCUGGCCCACAUGGGGGCCAAAACUGGAGUAGAUGGUGACUACCGCAUUCCGGAUCAGAAAAGCCGCCUCAGCCCCAGCGGAGGCACACAGAGACAUAACUGCAGUUACCAAGAACGUUGUGGCCAGAUCCGCCAUUAUGGCACGCUCGAGAGAACUGAAAACUGUGAACUUUGAAGGCUGCACGGUAGAUAUAUACAUAGUUACAUAGUUACAUAGCUGAAAAGAGACUUGCGUCCAUCAAGUUCAGCCUUCCUCACAAAUGUUGUUGCUGUUGAUCUAAAAGAAGGCAAAAAACCUGGUCUGAAGCGCUUCCAAUUUUGCCACAAACUAGGAAAAAAUACGGGGAUCUCCCAUUUGCUGUAUUGGCAACGAAAAGGCAGUUAGGCCCAACUGCUAGUAGACUGCGGGAGGCAGGGGUGAGGUACAGAUGGGGGGCGGACGGGUCAUUAGUUAUCCAGACGGGUGAGGAAACACUAACAUUGCCCCCUGAUGGAGACCAGGAGACGUUCCUACAGCGACUACAGGUGACAAACACAACCCCGAAAAAAGCCCUUAAGGCCAAGCCACGUACCCACCAGCGACUCCCAGGUACACCACACACAUAGUCGAGACACAGAUCUCCAGGCCAGCAGGCAGCUGACCAUCACAAAGGUCCCCGAGCGAGCAAGCAAGUAAGGGAGGACCAGUACUUGUAAGAUACAAGCAAGUUAGACACGUUGGACACUAUAUAGUUCCGCACACAUAUCUCAGAGGCCAUGACCCACAAUAGACUCUCAGCCCGAAUAUAGAGAGACAUCGCCCAGUCAUAGCCCGUACAAAUAGACAGGACAACAGGACAGAGGUCCCAAGGAUAAGUUAACCCUUCACUGUAUGGUACUGAGACACACAGCAUGUUAUUAUAUUAUGACCACGCAGAUGAAGAUAAUGUAUCACAGGUGGACCAAUGUUGGUACCCUCUGUCACGUUUUAUAUUACGACACAGUUUUAUUUCUGUGAAUGGUAAUUCAAUAAAAUACAAAUUUUAAAAAAAAUUGUGAACCUUAGGAGUCCGAUUUUUAUGAAAAAUGUUUAGUGGACUAGAAAUAGUCCAUUUUCUAAUUAAGAGAGAUAUACUCUAUUCUAAAAUCUUGGCUUUAUUUUGUUAUUUUUAUUUAUUUGUAUUGUAACUGUGAGAGAAUAAGAGAAUUUGAAGAAAAUUAAUUUAGAAAAUUUGUUUCACUUUACCACUCGCUCUUAAGCGAACGUACCCCGUUAGAAUUCUAUUUCUAAAUAAUUGUUUGAACUCCAGGUCGAAACUCACUACAUUUUGCACGGAAAUCACACAGUGACACGGAAAUGCAGGCGGUGUAAUACGCAUCUGAGAACAAAUUGGCAUUUAAGGGGAAAAAUGUUUUGCCCUUAAGCCAAAAACAAAAUUUAGACAAACGUUGAGAAUAGGCAAAAUAUCGAUAUAGGUUGUCCUUUGGUUAGUCCUGGUCUUGUCUCAAACAAGUUAUAUAACCCCAUUGCAUGUGUACAUUAGCAUUUUGGACUAAUUUUACCACAAGGAAAGUUUAGAACCAAAAUUCUGUCAGUUUCGCUCAGAAGUUCAGCAUCCCAUGAUAACUGAUUCAGCCCAAGUAUCAGUACGGUCUAUUUACACCUAGUGAUAUCUGGAUAGGCACAGUGAUCAGGGAGACCCUUUUUGACUGGGGUAUAUCCUAAUGAUUUAAAAAUAAUAAUUAAAAAAUCAUAAGAACAUUGAAAACAAUGAAAAUGAUUCUGUAUGUACCACGUGUUAAUAAGGUCUGCUUAAAGUGACACUAUAGUCACCAAAACAUCUCAUCUUGAAAGUCCAAGCUCACCAGAACUCAAUCUCCACUCUCCACAGGCAAGAGGGCGAGUGGAGAUUUUGACAGAAAUUCUGUAUAUGAUUCUCGCAGUUACUUUGUUCCGAAUGAGUUGCUAAACUUUGUUUUGUUUCUUUUUAUGCUCCCAGUUUGAUGUCCGGGCUGGCCGCGCUAGAUGCGAAGACAUCCAGUCGCCUGGGGAUUUUCACAAUUGCCUAUUAUCUGUGGACCACUUUCGUAGCCGUGAUUGUGGGGAUCAUCAUGGUAUCCAUCAUUCACCCGGGGGGAGCGGCACAGAAGGAAAACACGGAGCACAGCGGGAAGCCAGUCAUGAGCUCUGCAGAUGCUCUGCUGGACCUGAUCCGGUAACUGCGCAGCACACGGCUGAGUUAUAAUGUAACACUCAGCAGAUUCAUCAAAUGGAAGAGGUUUGUCAGAGGUUAUCAGAGGAGGAGUAUGUAGCACUGAUCAAUAAGAAGAUUAUGUCAGUAACAGAUAAUAACCUCACAUGUCCUAUUGCUCUCCUCCUAACCCUUGCAGUCAGGUCUCGGGGGCCUCCUGUUUUAAAUCAUCCUACUCUACCAGUUAUGUAUCUCUCUAGAUGCAAAUUAAUGAGCAAAGUUCUCAAAGUGGAGCAGUCGGCGUGGAAACCAGUAGAAAGUAACUGCUGACUGGUCCACUUUCAGAAAUUUACACUUUUAAAAACACAUUUAUACACGUUUCCCCCAUUACCUUUUUUUGUUUUAAUUUUUUUUAUUUAAGAAGAAAAUCGUUAUACAGUGCACGCGGACGCCAUAGGUGCCUCACAUGAAAAAAAGUUUGACAAUAAGAAACAACGAGCAUCAUAAGGUUUGACAAUAUGACAGAUCUUCACAGAAUAUUGGUGUAACGGACCGUUUUGCUCACCAGAGGUUAAAAACCGUUUAGGCGAUAUUCCCCUUUCAAGAUACACCGACAGCUACUGCAAGCACCAAUCUCCCGAACUGCAAACCCACGAAUUCACCAACUCCCGAACUGCAACCAAGGGAAUACUUGAAACUCCCGAACUGCAUACCAAGUAGCACUCCAAACUCCCGAACUGGAGACACACGAAUAGCUGUUAGCAGACGAACAGGAAAAGCACCCAAGCGGCUUACACUCCUGGCAAUCAGUCUCUAACAGCAUACAGAAAAUCCCCCCCAAAGACGAGAUGACACUUCGUUUUGAGGGUCAAGCAGAAUCUGGUUUACGGGGGCUAACUGCCCGGCUUUUAUGCAGGUCUCCCACCUGGUGGACACUCCCCUAGGGGACCAAAUGGGAAACUGGGAAACAUAUUGGCUCUUAGCCAAUCACAUACAUACACCUUUAAACACUCCCACAAUUACAUCACAAUCCCUCCUCUCUGUCCUGGAGAUAAUUGGGAAGUAAUCCAAUUAUCUCCCAGGACAGAGGCAAAACUCCAUUAACCACCUGGCAGUAACAAUACAGUAAAAGACAAAAUUACAUACAGCCACAUUUAUUACCUAAAACAUAUACAUUCUACAUAUCCCCAGAUAGCUUAGAUCUGAGCGCACAUUACUACCGAAUGGCGCUCAGGUCACAUACAUACAGUUCAAUCGCCAUGGAGCCAAAGUCUUUCCCAUAGUCUUUCAUUACACGAAUAGGCUCCAUGGCUUAGCUAUCUGGGGGAUGCUGUUCAUCCGGCGAAACUACCGAAUGAACAGUCAUUCGGUUCUGCUUACCGAAUGGGAAGGUAAGGAGGCUGGCGGCUCAGCGGUGUUUGCGCCAAUAAGUGUCCGUUUUCAGUUCCAUAGUUUGGGCGCUGAACCCCGCUGGCCGUUCGGGAGGUAAAAUGGCCGCUGCCACGUGUUCGGCAGACGAACAAAGGCCACCCAGCGUUCAUCAAUUAAGCUGCGGUUAACCGCAGCUUCUGGGCGGUCAAUUGACGGCACACUCCAGCUCCCAGGUGGUCCAUCGUUCGGUAGUUUGUUUGGCAGAUGGAAUCUACUGAACAUCCUGGCAAAAGGCACGAAUAAACCUUUCAGCAGGGAAAAUAACAGCUCUGAACUGCUGGGCCAUAAUCUAAAGGGAGCAGGCGAGCAACCAGGCUUCUCCAGUGCACAGUGGCGAGGUUGGUUCCGCCACAAUUGGUCUUUCUGGUGCUUCCCUUCGUCCUCUAAGUUUUUAGUAAACCAAUAUUCAAAAAAAAGUGAAAGGGGUAGGAAUCAACACGGAAAAGAGAGGGGAGGGAAAUACCACCAUUCGCAAUCCCCAAUUAAUAACCUAAUUACCCCUUUAAUACAUAUUAGACUUACAUCUUUUAUCCUAUGAAAGCUCUUUUAUACUUUAUUUCUGUUUUUUUGCUUUUUAGAAACACUGUAGAAAGACUAUUGGCGUGGGUGAUAUCUCACACAUUUGUAAAUGCUUACACUCAAAGAACCUCGCCAAUAGAAAACCUCAAACUAAACAAAAAUAAAAGUGCAUAUAGAAAAAUAGCCACAUACACCAGAGGGCGCCAGACACCAGAAUGCUUGGUAAUCACAGUAUAUACCAAUUCAGAUAGAAAUACCAAUGGCACAUAAAUAGUAGAGGUCAGGUUCACAGCUGUAAAUAAAUCUCCAACUUUGGAAUAAAAAAAAAAAAGAGAGAGAUUAUAGUGAAAUACAAUUUAUUAAAUAACUUAAAAUUGGUUAGAAAUACACUCACAAACAGUAUUGCCCAAUUGCAAGGACAUGUUCAAGAUAGUCCUUUUGCUUUUUAUAAAAUUACAUUGUAUCCUCUCUUUGUUGCAUUCGUGAGACAUUCCCUACAGCAAAGAUGUUCACAAUGUAAAGUUUAAAUAUGUAGAAAUUAACAACAGUACAGAGUUAUUGAGUUGGACAGAGUUGAAGCAUUAUCUGGUACCACCAGGUAUUUUCCUCCUUCAAUCAAAAGCACAAAACAAGGAGAAGAGAAAGCGCUUGCUUUUCACUGUUGGUCUUAUUGAGCCUGCUAAGGGGGUAGAUGGUUGUUAAAAGGAGGGUUUCUUCCCGACCUACAUACAUUAGAGGAUUGCACGCAGGCCCACAAAGCGGCCAACCAGUUCUGUGCACGGAUUGUUGCCAAUAUUUGAUGGUAGAGGUGGAAAUGGCCUGGAAUAAUUUGAGCCAGUGCAAAUAUAUACCGUUUUGCAUUCACCUUGCUUUUUUGUGUGAAUUUUUUCUCUGGUGUACCCAACAACUAUGACUAUGAGAAAGAAGACAAAAACUGUGAAUAUUUCACCAGAUUUAAGAUUGUUUAAAAAAGCAGGUAAAUUGAAAUCUGCUGCCGAAUGGUCAGUCAAAAUGAGUUUCGAUGCAAUUUGUUCUUGAUAAAUGUACGAAUUCCUUUGCUUUUCAUGGAAUUAAGAUGUUUUUUGGGGUUCUAUUUUAGCAGUCACUGAAUCCAUUAGAAGUGAAUUCCGAGGUCACUCCUGAAUAUUUUUGACUACACGUUUAGAGCUCAGUAAAUAAUUAUUGUUACAAUAUCCUGGAAAUACCGCUUGGGUAAAUUCGCUGUCAUGUAGCGAGUUGUAGGAGACAAAAUUCGUUAAUCCAUCUCAAACCUGGAUACCAAUUAAUUUGCCGUUGAUCAUGUGACUUUGUGUUUUCUGAGCAAUCUGAAACUGACCUGAAUUCGGCUAAUCAUGGCUUCCAGUUAAUAGAAACUGUGUUAUUGUCAUGCAGUCAGAGCUUCUCAGUGACUUCAAACCACCAAUAUCGUUUUAUUAAUUUAAGUUAUUCAGUUAUUGGAUUUUUUUUAAAUCAAUUUUGCAAUUUUUGAUUAGUUUAUGCAAAUUGUUAAUGUUCCAUAAUUUGCUGUUUAGUGAAUAACCCAUUUUUUUACUACAAACAUUCCUUCUGUUGUGUUUAUGUCUGUUUUGUAUUAGUCAGUGAAGUCAUUGCAGACUGCCAUAAGCACACCCAACUAAUCACGUUCAUGAGAUUCUGCAGAAACUCACGUCACGCAAGGAAAGUGAUACGAAGUUUUCUUUUUGGUUACAUUUUUGUUUCUCUUACUUAAGCAAACCUAAAACAAAGAUGUUAUAGGGUAGGAAAAUUAUAUGUAGAAUAGGGUCUACAAUGAUACAUGCCAUUGUAUGUCGUGCCUGGAAUCUGAGGAUUUAAAUUCAGUACAUGGUUUGGGCACCCACCAUGUUUUCCCAGAUUCAUAUUUUCUUCAUGUAGAUGAGCAGUACAUGAAAGGUGCUGCCAUGCAGUAUGUAUAAUGUAUACACUGCGGGAUUUCUGACUGGUUCCAGACAGAAUUGGCAUCUUCUGGGUAUGCAUAGGUAACAGGGGUGAGGGUAUCAUUAGGGCCACAGUGAUUUGGCACCAUCCUCGAUGUAACUUUUAGAAACAGGGACUGGAUAUCCAAUAGUACAUUUAGUAACUGACAUGGGGGGGGGGCAUUCCCUGGGUAUACAUAGGUAACAGGGGUGAGGGUAUCAUUAGGGCCUCAGUGAUUUGGCACCAUCCUCAAUAUAACUUUUAGAAACAGGGGCUGGAUAUCCAAUAGUACAUUUAGUAACUGACAUGGGGGUAGCGAACCACCAGUCCCAUCAGUGUUACUAAGGAGUCAUCUCCCCGUCAAAGUAGUCACCAAUUAUAAAAGAAUGAUCAGUAGUACUGCACAUGCAGGCUACUUAGGGAAGGUGGACUGGCAGAUGAGGUAUUAGAGAAUAGAUCUUUGCUGCACAGGUUUGAUUGUAUUAAAUACCUGACUGUUCAUUAUGUGCUUGUUUCCAGCAAUGCUUUCAUUAAGACCCGGGAGAGAAUCAGCAGCUCACUGUUCGUGGGCAGAGAGGAAGGGAUAGGUCAUAACUUAUCUCCAUCUCUCAUUAGUUUAGAGGCCUAUUUCUCUAUAACUUAGUGGCAAACGUAUACGUAGAGGAAAUGUAUAUUGGACGGGCACACACACACAUGCACACGUAAUUGUUUUGUUAGGUAUAUUACUUGCACAUGCACAUUCAUUUUCAUUCAUUUGAAUCAAUUCAUCUGAAAAAAUUUUUUCUGUUGAAUAGGGAUGUGUCCAUGUAAUCUUUCAGUUUGCAUGAAUUUCUUCCAUUGAAUUGUGUCAGGAAAACGAUUAAGACAAACCAGUAAGGAACAAAUCAGUGCAAAAUAUUAAUAUAUAUAUAUAUAUAUAUAUAUAUAUAUAUAUAUAUAUUUUUUUUUAAUUUUACAGCUUGUCUUUAUUUCACUCUAUUUGUCACUUCUCACUUAAACGGUGAAUAAAAUCAACAUUUCAUGGCUGUUCCCUAACGAUCAAUCAUAUUUUUUUCCCAUCAAUCAUUGAAACUCUGAAUCAAACAAAAACUGUUCAUUCAUUGUCCAUUUUUUUUCUUCUUCAUAAUUCAGUCAUGUAGAGAUUUGGAGUUCAAACAGACUGGAAUCCAGACAGCUCACUGAUCGCCCCAAAUUCGGACGAAUCGCAAUUCAUUUAAAACUGAAUGCACAAGUCUGAUUCAUAUACACACAGAAACAUAUGUAGAGACACACACAUUGAUAUACAUACACACAGACUAACACACAAACACAGACACGACACACGCACAGAUACAUAUAGACACCUACUCAUACACAGACACAAAAACAUUCAUACACACACUACACACAGAGACUCACAUUUAAAUCCACACACACAUGUUUGUACACAGACAUACAUACACACAUUCAAAAUAUAUACUGACUCAUACACACACAUUCAUGAACACAUUUAAUUUGUAUUUCUUUUUUAUGUAUAUGAACAAGUUCCAUACAGCCUCCCUUUUCUUACCUUGAAAGUGAGCUGUAGCGGAACCUUAUCUCUGGGGUCCAGUUGUUUACUGUUGGGAUCUCCUUCUACUGAUUGGCUAGCUCCCUGCAGCUUGGAAUUGAUGACAUCACAUCAUGGCUCCAGCAAUAGGACAGGGGUGCACUAGCAUGCGCAGGUAGGAAAGUACCAGCUCUUAUGAAAAGGGGGUGCUCUGUGCACCACUCUGCCACUUUUCACCAAAGGCAGACAACCGCCACCUCUCGGGUAGAAUGCCCAUGCUUGGUGGAAGUUAUGGCAUGGUUAACUUUCUGCACCAAUGCCUCUUUUUCCAACCUCAUGGCUUAGAUACACCAUUGUGUGCAUACUUUUGUGUAAACUUGUCAGUUGUGCCAGUUGAUGACAAUACGCUCCUGUGUGCACAAGAUCAUCUAUGGAAGAUCCCAGGGUCUGGUAUUCUUCUUGCGUGAACCUAAUUUAGUGAUACGGGCAUUGGGAGAUGAAACCACCAGGAGCUAGAAGAAGUUGGCUGGGCAGAGGAAAAAGAGAGGUUCAGGUAAGUAAAUUUCCCCUCCCUAUCAUUCCUUCAUGCAUCAUCAUGCAAGUAGACAUUUCACCAUGGAGUGGCCUUAGCCAAAUUGGCAGCUGAAUUCUAAAUUGUAUUCUUGAUGGCAGGUAGAGGUAAUGGAAGGUUUUACAUAUUGGUCAAAUAGAAAAUGAACAAUGUGUAAGGAAGACGAGUGAAGUGGAAAAGGUUUGUAUAUAGUGGAGUUGAAUCAAAUAAGCAGAGGUUUCAUUAGCCAAGAUGGGACACGAGGGGAAAUGUAGCUGGAUUAUUGUAGUAUCUUCAAUGAGAAACAGAUUCAAACAAUAUUUUAAGAAGUUUUGUAGGACUUUUUAAGGUUUUAAAUCGGAGGUGUUAUAGACACAACACAGAGCACUCAUGCAUUAGUUGGGAUAUAUUGGUGCCAUUUGUAGACAGGAAGAGUUUAGAUAAUGAGGGGAAGAUCGACAAAUACAAUUUGAUAUUAAUCAUUGAUUUCUUCCCCAGGAACAUGUUUCCAUCAAAUCUUGUUGAAGCUACAUUCAAGCAGGUCAGUGAGAAAGUGUGUUUGUACAUGGAUAUAUUGGGGGGGCUGGGGGAGACGAUUUAUCAGAGUGUUGCAAACUCUUUUCUGUAUAAUUUUCAGCAAAUUUCAGAUCUGUCAGGUUUGUUUGCUCGCUAACUGUUGUUUUUGAAUAUGUACCAUUUUUUUCACUGACGCAGCAGAUUUAUAAAUGUGUCCUAUACUUUUUCAGACAGUUUUCUGAUAUGGGAAUGUCUGAGAGAACUGGCAUAAUAUACUAUUAAAAAAACCGAUCACUUUAAUAAAUACAAUGGAAUUUAUUUUUCACAAAACACUAAAUUGUAAAUUGAAAACCAGAUUGGAGAAUUUUCUUAAAAUAAUAUAUUUUUUGCCUACAUUUUGAAAUUUGGUACAACUUGAUGUGCAGUGAUUAAACCACACAGCGUGAUUCAAUAAAUAGAGCCACGUAAUUGCAAAUUAUAAGGCAAAAUAGACCCCAAAAAAUUAUUUCUUAGAUAUUUUUCCAGCUCAUGAUUUUUUACGGAAUCUGUUGGCGCUAUAUAAAUGGCAAUAAUAAUAAAAUAAUAAUAUUGAAUAUUCAAAUUGGCUGGCCAGUCCCUCACAAUAUUUGAUCCAGUGAGUACAUCUGUCAUGGAAUUAACCUGUGAAAUGUAGUAUGACCAUGCUUGUUUUAAGUUAGAGGCAUCUCCUAUUAAUUUAUGAGCGCAUGCAUGCCAAAGUUAAUAGGGCUGGGUGCCCGACUCUACAAAGGGCACAGAAAAUAUGUUCGUUGAUUUUGUGUUCAUCACUAACUUUAAAAUGCCUGAACAAUUUGCUGCUAAUUACUAAUUGCUAAUAAUGUUUAAUGCCUAGUAAAAAAACAAAUCUAAAUUCUAAGCAACAGUUCAAGUAUAUUAACCAGCUUGCAGCAUAAGAACUACAUUGAAAUGAAGAUGUUAUUGUGCCAGGAGCCCCCUGGGCGCUUCCUUACCUUUAGGGGUUAAACCGUUCACAAACCUGUAAAGCAUGCUGAGUUUUGGGUCCUGUCCUGUUAUCCCAACUAAGUUCCCUGGUGUCAUGCUUUUUGACGCGCUCGCACUAUGAUUACGGCAAUAGGACUUUGCAGGGAGCACUGUCUCAAAGGGCUGGCCCGCAUGAUUGACAGGCAGCCUGGCGUGCAGUCACGCCAGGCCAACCUGUCAUUAACAGUGGCAGACCGCCCAUUUGGGGUUGAGCUAGUGAUUUGGUCUCUUCACUGGCCUGCCCCUUUACCUCCCUCCCUGCAGCAUCCCGUAUCCCAGAAUGCCAGCGUUGGGAGGUAUGCCUAAUGGUAUAUAUGUACUUUUUUUAUGACUGGCGAACUACUGAUUGGUUUAGAGCCUCAGCUGAUCACACUAAGCCAAUCAACCUCGAACCCUGCCCAGUGGCAGGCCAUGAUUACUGGGAAAGAAUUCGAGAAAACGGAUAUGGAUAGUUACAGGGAAGAACGGCCUGGAGGGAUGCGUCAGGGGGUUGGGGGGUGGGGGGGGCACAUAGCAGCAAUAACUUCAUUUCGAUGUUAUUGUGCCUGGAGUUUUCUUUUAAUUGUAAAAUCCAUUGACAUUGUCAUUAUGUAAGUAAACAGCUUGGCUCAAUCAUCAGGUUAAAUAGUGCUUCUAAUGCUUACACUAUAACCACCUGCCUGAAUCAUUGUCCAAACUGUUGCAACAUAGUAUAUGUCAAUAGUAUUAAUAUUUUACCAGGUAAAUAAAUGAUUCUACAAUCCAACCAAACUGCAUGAUUUAGCAAACAAUGACACAAAAACAUAAAAUAGAACAAAAGUACAGAAAUUUGACCACACUGCUCAUAUAUAACCUGGUGUAAUUUAGCAUCUACAACUGUAUCAUUGUAUAUAAUAGACCUCGUGCUGGGAAUCUCUGUUCAUUAACCUGCACAAGCUCUAAAGACAUAGAAGUGUCUGUCCUACCCCCUACACCAGGGGUAGUCAACCUGUUAAUACCUCCCGCCCACUUUUGUAUAUUUGUUGAUGGUAAGAUUUCCUUACCACCCACCAGUGCCGCAGUAACGAAUAUUAUAGCCUAUGUGCGUUUUGUUUUGUUUAAGGAAAAUAGUUUUUUUUUAAAUAUGUACUUACAUUUAUCUAUUUUUUUCCUUUUUUUCUAUUGUAUUUUUUGUAUGUGAGUCUGUGAGGUAAUGUGUGUGUAAAGGGUGUAGUGUGUGUAAAGGGUGUAGUGUGUGUAAAGGGUGUAGUGUGUGUGUGUGAUAGGUGCAGUGUGUGGGAGGAGACAGUGUGUGAAGGGUGCAGUGUAUGUGUGAAGGGUGCUGUGCGUGCGUGAGGGGGCAGUGCUUGUGUAAAGGGUGCUGUGUGUAUGUGAGGGAAUAGUGCGUGUGUGAGGGGGCAGUGCUUGAGUGAGGAGGACGGUCUGUGUAUGUGUGAGGGGGACGGUCUGCGUAUGUGUGAGGGGGGCAGUGUGUUUGUUUGCGAAGGGUGCUGUGCUGUGUGUAGGUGGGUGAGAUGUGAAAAUCUACCUUAAUGUCUCCCCAUCCCUUCUUCUUACCUAUUACCAGGGAGAGGGAUCAUAAUACUGCAAGUCCUGGUGGUCCAGUGGUGGCAUGUUCCUCCUCCGGCUGCAGGUUGACUCUCCUGUACUCCAGUGAGCAAAGCACUGUAUCGGAGCGCUGCCAUGGUAACAUGUGGAAACUCUCCGACCAGCCUGCUUACGGGAGGAUCACAGAGCUUCCCAGGCCCUACCCGACUUCUGCUGGAACUAAGUGCCAGUGGGUUGGUGAUGGAGAUAUUUCAUUUCCUCACCAGCCCGGGAGGGCUUACAGCAAGGCCGGCAGGGGAGAUGAAAGGAUCUCCCGAGCCGGCCUUGGUCCACGGCCACCAAGCCCACUGGCCACAGACAGUUGGUCACAAGAACAGGGUUAGCUCUCUGGUUACUGUCUAUAUAUUUUGAUAUAACAUUUUCUUAGAAGUCAUGUACAGAAAUUGGAGCCUCUGUCAACAAACAGCUGGGCACCUGCUGUUGGGCAUGUCUGAUAUACACUAAUAAUAUCAAGUUAUAUGCUUAUACCAAAGUAAUUAAUCAAAUAAACUAAAAUCACAUUUAAUCCUCUCUCUCACUGAAACUGGCAGCUACCAUGAACGGCAAAUCUAAUUGUAUUCAAAAGAUUUCUAGGGAUUUAAAUAGAAUUACAAAAAAAAUAUAGGGAUUUACCAACUGCCAAUUUCAACAGCUUGAUUUGCACAAAGUCUUAGAUAUGAAAUAUGUUUUAAAAGAUUAACGAUGCACAGAUAUUCUAUAUUUUGUUUCUUGAUCUUUUUUGCUGUCAUAUUGCUAUUUAAAAAAAUCUUGUUUAACGCUAUUUGUGUAAAAUAGAUAUGUCUAAUCCUAUACCCCCAAGCUGCUGAAAUGCAUUUCCCAUAAUCCUCUACUAUCCGAUGGCUAACAAAGAAUUAUGGGAACUGUAGCUCUGCAUCAACUGAUGGGCUGAAUUUGAUAACCCUAAUAUAAGUUAUGGAUUGAGUCCAGAUGGCAAACUCUGGAACUCUGGAAUUGUAAUCUGUAUUUCAAAAGUAAUAAUGUAACAUUUGUUCUCUCAGUACCGCACUAAGAACGUACCAGUGGUUAAAAGUGGGAAGACGGCUUUAUCUGAAAGCAUUACUCACAGAAUCCUCAUUUAUGGGAUUCAGGAUGAGAAUGGAUCACACAUACAGAAUUUUGCCCUUGACAUCACGCCAUCACCAGAUGUUAUCUACAAGUCAGAGCCCGGAACCAGUGAUGGCAUGAAUGUGUUGGGUAUUGUCAUCUUCUCGGCCACUAUGGGUAAGGCAUGGUACUUUACAAAUAGAAGAGAUAGUUCUGGUGUGUGGAAAAUCACUUGCAAAAUAUCCUUGUUGGAAGUAAAUUUUAUUUUCAGAAAAAAAUACAUAAACCGAUUCUGGCUCCCACCUGUUGGAGCUGCUCAUAGAAAUUGUUCUGGCUUCUGGCUUUAAGACCUGCUUCCAGGACCGGUUCUGGCUUUUGAGGCUCUGUUCCUAGAGAACAUUAUGGAUCCUAUUUGUAGGCUGUGAUACCAGAGUCUGCCCUGGUUCCCAUUAGGAAAACCGUCUGACAGAGUUUGUUCUUGCUUCUGCUUGUUGAAUCUCCGUACUGAUCCUUUUACUGCAUUCUCUUUACAUUCUCUUUGAGAACUUGUUCUAAAAUUCUAUUUGCAGAAUAGUAGAACCUGACCCCAUAUACUUUAGUGCAUGCCAAUUCUUUGAUGUUCAGUUCUGUAAGAUAUGGUCUUGAAAUACUUUCUUUAUCCCACGACAUACUUGAAAACAAGAGAAAUCUCAAUGUAUCCUUCCUAGUAAAAUAUUUUAUAAAUAAAUAAAUAAAUAUCACUUUUUUUCUGAAAUAGGUUAAAAUCCUAAUCAACUUUUUUACCUUUGUGGGACACUUUCUUAGCCUUGUUGACGUUUUAAAUGCAUGUUCUGUUUUAAUGAUGUGUGCUUGCACCAUUACAAAAACAAUGUAUUUGACUAAACCUGGUCCAGAAAGAAUUAAUGAGAUCUCUUUUUUUUUUUAAUAGUCUUAUUCCACUUAUGCAGCUCCCAAUUCUAUUAUUUAUAUGCCAUCCAAUGGUCCUCUAGAGCUGUGGUGAGCACAUUUUUUGUUAAGGCACAACAGGACAAUUGGAUUGUGUCGGUAUGUGUCCUAGCACCCAGAAUGUCAUGAAAUGUCGUGUAAUAAAACAAUUGCUGUCUAUAUAUGCAGGAAUAAUGCUCGGACGCAUGGGGACCAGUGGAGUUCCAGUUGUCAGUUUCUGCCAGUGCUUGAACGAGUCUGUAAUGAAGAUUGUUGCAGUUUCUGUGUGGUGAGUUCCGAUUGAACAGCAUUAUUUUAUAAAUACAAAAACAUAAGUCCUGAGCUUCACUCCCAUCACUCCUGGGCGGCAGCAAUGAACACAGUACAUAUCAGCCCCAAUAGAUAGUUAAAAACCAAAGGGGAAAAAGUUACCUGCGGCUGAUGUGUACUGUGGUAGUUGCUGCCACCCAGGAGUCAUGGGAGUGAGCGCAGGACUUAUCUUUUUGUAUUUGUAUUCACUUUUUGUAUCACACAGCUUUGUUACAAUGCAGCCGCCCAUCCCAUGUGUUCCCUUUUAGGGGUUAAUAAGUAUAUAGGGGUGUAUAUAAAAAAUACCCCUGUCUGUCUCAUUGGAGAGAUCGUUGCCAGAAGCUCAGGGAAGCAGGGUGAAGAGUCAGUGUAGGACCCACUUUAGGGGGGUCUGCCUUGACGUUGGCAGGCGGGCAUUCCCUCCAAUGGCCAUUGGAGCAACGAAAUGACCUCCAUUUGUCUAAAUAUACAUAGGGAUUAAGGAGAGAGCGCAGGUAACUUUUUUUUCUUUAGCAUUAUUUUAUAGUUGCUUUGAUUUAAUAUUUUUGUGUAAGCUUUUCAAAUUAUCACAGUUUGUUAGAAAAACUUUUCAAAUGAUUUAUCUACGAGAGUCACCAUUAAAGUCUAGCGUAAUUUUUGUAGUUAAAUAAUUUUAAAAGUUUUUCUAACAGAUUGUAAUUAUUUUAAAACCGUAUCCAAAAUUAUUAAAUCAAGGCCAAUGUCUGUUUAAAGGAUUUCUCAAAGCCUGGUGCACUGUGUAUUUCUCCUCACAUCUUACAUUGAAUACUGAGUUUAUCUUUGUAUUCCAACAGGUAUUUCCCAUUUGGAAUUGUUUUCCUGAUCGCAGGGAAGAUCCUGGAGAUGGACGAUCCGACCUCUAUUGGGAAGAAGCUAGGAUUUUAUGCUAUUACCGUAGUGUGCGGUUUGGUGGUACAUGGACUCUUUAUUCUUCCCAUCAUGUACCUGUUUAUCACUAAGAAGAAUCCCAUCGUUUUUAUAAGAGGAGUGUUACAGGCUUUGUUGAUAGCCUUAGCCACGUCCUCCAGGUAUUGUACAGGGAUAGUCAACCUAUGCCUUUCUAUUUAAUGCCUGAAUUCAGGAAACAAUGUUCUAACACAUUUGACUUGUGUCUUUCCAGUUCUGCCACUUUGCCAAUAACAUUCAAGUGUCUACUAGAGAACAACCACAUAGACCGCCGAAUCGCCAGGUUCGUGCUGCCAGUGGGCGCCACCAUCAACAUGGAUGGAACAGCUCUGUAUGAAGCUGUGGCUGCCAUCUUUAUUGCACAAGUCAAUAACUACGAGUUGGACUUUGGCCAGAUCAUUACUAUUAGGUGAGAUGUGCUGAAUGAGGAUAGUGUUUACUUUACAGACCUUCUGAAAAGUUAUAUUUUAGAUUCAGGCCAUAUCAUUCGGUUCACAUGUAGAUCCCCUUAUAUCUUCUCAGACAACGAGAUAGCACCAGUCACUGGUGGACACUUUAAGUCCUUAAGGCCUACUGGGUGGCCAAACUAAUAAGAAGCUUCAAAUCCAACAGAGGUUUGAAGCCAAAUACCAGGGGGACAACACGGACUGUAAAAAGGACUUAACCCUCAUGUGAAAAUGAUCAAAGAAAAGGGAAAUGAAGACUAAUCAUGUGAAAACAUGUCCAACCUGAAAAUUAAUAUAUCCUUUUUUAGAGUAUACACAAAAAUAAAUGUUAUAAAUAUGUAAAAUGUAACUAAAGAGUAAAACAAAGAUCCUGUUCACAAGGAAAGUAACAAUGUGUGAGUGAUACAAUGUCUCAAAAACUUGUGAGUCACCUUCAGUCUUUACUAUCUCAUUACUUAUGUGGUUCCCCAAUUGGACAUGUAAGACACUUAAUCAAUCUGCUCUAUAUAGUGAUAGCACAGGGAGGGGGUAACAUUAAGUAGCUGAAUACUAGAUUUAAGGUUUGGCUAGUAGAGGUAAGUAUCUCUCUCUUAGUAUUGGUAAAACAGCAAUUACUGUUUAGUCCAUAUAUGUAGGUAAUAUCAACUUAGUAUUCCAGUACUUCUAUUGCCAUCCAUCGAAGUAGUUCUUGGAUUAGCAUAUAAAGUAUGAAAAUAAGGCCCAUCCACGUGGGAUGUAAAAAAAUGGAUAAAGUAGAAAAUAAUACCUCGGCUGUAAGUGAAAAUCACUGACAGCCUACAGAGAAAAGGGAAAAGAACACCUCAGCUCUCGAAGAAUUGAGCAGCGGCACUGCUGAUUGGUCAGCUGACGCUCUCAGCCAGUCAGUGAUUCCCCAUUCAUAAAACUGGCUUGAAAAAGGGAAGAUUAUUUUUAAGAAAAUGUUAUGAAUGGGGAUUCACUGAUUGGCUGAGAACGCCAGCGGACUGCUCUUACGCAAUUAGCAGCACCGCUGCUAAAUUCUGCAGCCCUCCGGUUUAAAGACUUUGAGAAAAUGGAAGGACAGAGAGACAGUGAAAUCUGGUGCUGAAACAAAGACUUUUGGUUAAACCGCUCUAGACCAAUUUAACCCCUUAAUGUGAGCCAGCACCAGGGAUCUUCUGGCACCAUAACAACUAUAUUUUAAUGGAGUGUUCCUUUAAUUCUUGACUUUUGGUGUGCAAUGAGGACUGAUUUGGGUACUAGUCAUGUAGAAAUGUUGUGUCUAAAUGUGUCUAAUUCUAUCUAAAAUGGAUCUAAUUGCUUCCCAUUCUUUACAUGUUUAUCUGAUGAUUCUCCCCAGUAUUACAGCUACUGCCGCCAGUAUUGGGGCUGCAGGGAUACCCCAAGCUGGCCUGGUAACCAUGGUGAUUGUAUUGACCUCUGUUGGCCUGCCUACUGAUGACAUCACACUUAUCAUUGCAGUUGACUGGGCUUUGUAAGUUUAUGUUUUGUUUUCUGACUCCUGUUAUGAGAUCUGUGUUUGACAAUUCGGUUUCCUGUUAAUAGUCCAGCCAGGGGCUUGAUUUGUAUAGUAUUAACCCCCCUUCCCUCCCUCCCCCACCCUCCUGUAGGUAGCAUUGCAGACCAGGCACUUGUUAAUUAUAACCCUGACCGCCAGCAUGGGAAAUACUCCCAGUUAAAUAUAAUUUGGCUGCUUGUGUUAUUUCUCUGGAGGAAAACUGUGACAGACCUCUCUGUCUUUUAAACUGCUUUAUUUCUCCUUGGUUCGUCUGUUUGUUCGGCUAGUUCUUUGUCCGUACAGCCCGUAUGUUUAUUCUUAAUUUUACCGAAUGAACAGCCGAACAGCCAGCCACCCAGCAUGGAAGUGUGCUGCUGGUUAACCUCAUGGCCUCAUUAGAACAUUGUGGUUAACUGCAGACACCUCUUAAUUGUCGAAUGUAGGCUGGGUGUCCAACGUUCGUAUAACGAACACGAUGCGGUGGCCAUCUUGGACAUACGAAUACCCAGCGGUGUUCGUCGACGAUUUCAUGGAACUAAAAACGGAUAUUAUUUUGCAUGAACACCGCUGAAGCCUCCGCCCUCCCUUCUUCUAUUUCUCCAUCAUACGAACGCCGCUCUGUUCGGUACUUUUCUGCACGAAUGGACUUACCCCAGAUAGUCAUGCCAUGGAGCCUAUUCGUAUAACAAAAGACUUUGUCUCCAUGGCGAUUGAACUGUAUGUAUGUGAUCUGAGUGCCAUUCGCUAAUAAUGUGCGCUCAGAUCUAAGCUAUCUGGGGAUACGUUAACUGUACCUAGUGCAUUCGGUAGUUUUCAUGUUAUAUAUUUUUGUGUUUUUUCUGCCAUGUAUAAAAUGGAGUUUUGCCUCUAUCCUCGGAGAUAAUUGAAUUACUUCCCAAUUAUCUCCAGGAUAGAGAGGAGGGUCCCUUACAACUAGAGGGGAGUGUUUAUGUCUGCAACCUUGUGAUUGGCUACUGUAUUACUAUUGUCACAGUUUUCCACCAGGUCCCCUAGGGGAGUGUCCACCUGGUGGAAGACCUGCAUAAAUACCGGGCAGGUAGCCCACAUUAAACCAGAUUCCUGCUGACCCUCAAUACAGAGCCUUGUCUCGUAGUGGGGGGGAUUUAUUCGUAUGUUUUUUCCUGUUCAGCUUUUUGGAGUAUUCAUAUGGUGUGGAGUAUUCGUAUGAUUCCUGUUCGGCUGAUUGGAGUGUUCGUUAGCUGCCUUGGCAUUCGGAAAGGGAACAUCCUAAACAGCUUUAACCCUUCGUAUACCUGGGGGUGCCGUUACAAAAACAAUAGUGUGAUUGCCAACACUAGCCCCCUCCACUUGGAAGAAGCUCCUUAAAGGAACACCAUGACAACUUCACCGGAAUUAAGUUGCUAUGGUGGAAGGAGGUUAACAGUUAACCCCAAAGUGUUGAAUCCUGCGCUCUAUUACUCUGCCCACAAACACAUGCCUCAGUCUGAGUCUUGAAUCAAGAAGCCAUGGACAGGAGCGCUGCUGAUAGGCUGAGAGAUAUUUUGUGUAUGGUUUGAUACUGAUAGGUUGGGAGCAUCAAUUGAGCAUCAAAUCAGUGGCACCUCUAUCCAAGUCUUCCUGAUUUAAGCCUGGGACUGCGGCGGGUGCUAGUUGCAAGAGCGAUCUAGCGCAGGAUUCAAUACUUUGAGGUAAAACCGUUUAUUAAGGUGUCCAGGGACCUCCUUGCACAAUAACAACUUCAUCCCGAUGAAGAGCCUAGGGCAGUGAUGGCGAACCUAUGGCACGCGUGCCACAGGUGGCACGCCGGGCCCUUUCUGUGGGCACGCGGCCACAGGUUCGCCAUCAAUGCAGAGAAGGCACCUGCCCGACCGAAACGGCAGGCGCCUACUCUGCUUCCGGGUCGGGAGGCAGGGGGAGUGCUCUGUGAUGCAGCUCCCCUGUCCUCCCGCGCGAUGCUGUGUGGAGCGUUGCCGCGUGUUACCAUGGCAACGCUCCACACAGCAUGGGAGGACAGGGGAGCUGCUUCCUGGAGCCCUCCCCCUGCAGUGCUUACCACCACCGGACCACCAGGGAUCGCUGUGUCCCCCCUCCCCCCACUUCAUUAAAGGUAAGAAGGAGGGAGGGGGGUAUACUGACACAGCACCCUUACCCCCCCCCAGCAGUAAUCCCUACCCUCCCCAGCAGUAACCCCUACCCUCCCCAGCAGUACCCCUAACCUCCCAACAGUACCCCUAACCCCCCCAGCAGUAACCCCUAACCCCCCCAGCAGUACCCCCUACCCUCCCCAGCAGUAACCCCUACCCCCCACACACAGUACCCCUACCUCCCCGCAGCACCCUUACACAUAUAGCACACACACAGCACCCCCCCACACACACAGCACCCCCACACACACACACACACAGCACCCCCCCACACACACACACAGCACCACCCCACACACACACAGCACCCCUCACAUACAACACUCACACACACACGCACCCCCCACCUCAAUGCAGUAUGUGUGUAUUCAGCAGUCUGUGUGUGUGUGCGUGUAUUCAGCAGUCUGUGUGUGUGUGCGUGUAUUCAGCGGACUGUGUGUGUGUACUCAGCAGUCUGUGUGUGUACUCAGUAGUCUGUGUGUGUGUGUACCUGGCAGUCUGUGUGUGUGUGUAUUCAGUACUGUGUGUGUGUGUGUAUUCAGCAGUUCGUGUGUGUGUGUGUAUUCGCAGUUCGUGUGUGUGUGUGUGUGUGUAUUCAGCAGUCUGUGUGUGUGUGUGUGUACUCAGUAGUCUGUGUGUACUCAGCAGUUCGUGUGUGUACUCAGCAGUCUGUGUGUGUGUACUCAGCAGUCUGUGUGUGUGUAUUCAGCAGUCUGUGUGUGUACUCAGCAGUCUGUUUGUGUACUCAGCAGUCUGUGUGUGUGUGUGUGUGUGUGUGUGUACUCAGCAGUGUGUGUGUGUGUACUCAGCAGUCUGUGUGUGUGUGUACUCAGCAGUCUGUGUGUGUGUGUAUUCAGCAGUCUGUCUGUAUGUGUAUUCAUCAGUCUCUGUAUUCAGCAGUCUUGUGUGUGUAUUCAGCAGACUGUGUGUAUGUAUUGCAUUUGUUGGAGAUACUAAUAAAUAUAAGCUUAAUUUUAUCUAUUUAUAUCAUUAUUUAAAAUUUGUAUCAUUGAACUCUCUGUGUUCUUUUAAAACAAAAGUUAUUAGUUCGGACAACAGUACGAGUUGUUUUUUUCUAAACUUAAACCUCAGUAUUUGGGUUUAAUUGCCGUGUUGGCACUUUAAGGAGAAAAAUGUUGGCAUGUAUUGCGGUUUGGGCACUCGGGCUCAAAAAGGUUCGCCAUCACUGGCCUAGGGUGUCCCGCUUUCCAGCCAAUUUGCGCUCUGGCUGUUUAAUUCGCAUUUAUCCCUUAAUAAGUUAUAAAAGCUGUAUGUGUGGCUUUUAUUUUUGGAGAAAUGUGUGCAUCAAACAAGCCAACAUCCUAAACCAGCCAUGAGUAAUAUGUUAAAUAAUCACUACAUUCUCUUUGAUGCACAGUCAGGCAUUUGACUGACUUUGCAACAUAGGGGACACAGUCCGCAGAAGCUGAAUGUUAGUUAUCUCUAUUGGAAGUUAUGUCACUGGCGGAAAGGUAACCAUCUUGUUCUUCCUUUAUUAGGGACAGAUUCCGGACUAUGAUUAAUGUACUUGGAGAUGCUCUGGCUGCAGGUAUCAUGGCCCAUGUUUGCCGAAAAGACUUCGCCAAGCAGAGUGAUGAGGUAAAAAUGAGCCUUAAGGCUAUGAACACCCCCAAUCACCCCCUACACUGUAACCAUGAGCGGAGAUCACUGUUUUACUGAGUACCUUCACUGCAUAGCAACAUCCUUUCUACUAAGCCCGGUGGGGAAUAUGGACCCAUAUGUGGAUCUUUUAGACUACAUCCCCUGACCCAAAGAGACAUCACAUCUGUCCUGCCAGUUAGGGAUGGACCUUAAUAACAGCGACACACUGAGCCAUGUAAAUAUACAUGACACAUAACUUUUUUAACUGCACCAAAUUUUGCAUAAUGUCACACUGGUACUAGAAAAAUGAACAAGAAACAUUGCAGAAACCUUUUGCAUGUGUUGGCUGCAUACUGAACUUUCCCAAAAGGGUCUAUCCACUGGUAUCCAAAAGGUGUCAAAGGAAAUACCUCAGAACAAUAUUCUAUUUAGCAGUAACCUCUUUGGGGUCUUUAUUUCUGUGAUAGCUUGAUCAAGAAUGUAGUCCUGCAAAAGAAAAAAGAAAAAAGGAGAAAGAUAGGACAGACUAGUACCAAUAGUCCUAGUAGAGUGGGUUUCCCUUAGAGAAAAGGGAAAUAGUGGCGGGAACCGUUAGUGUCUAAUAGCACAAUCCCAAAUAUAAAAUGUAGCUUUUAAUAAUAACUAACUAAAAAAACACAAAUAAUGGUGGAUUCAAUUGCCCUCCAAAACAGCUAUGUCUGUAUAUAGCCGAACAACGGCACCUCCAGGAGCGGUCAGAAAAAGAGUCCCUCUUGGGGACUGGCAGCUAUUAAUAGCAGAGUGUAAAAAAGAGGUAGAACAAUGUUACAAAAUAAGUAACCACACGCUACUUGAUACUGAGUAGUGUAAUAAGUAACCACACACUGCUUGAUACUACGUUGUGUGGAUAUAUUGGCAAGACAGUAUCCACUGUGAGUCUAUAUUACCCUCACAGGAUACGAUAACGUAUCAAGGUGGAAUACUGUCAGGAUAAAUAGUAAAUUAUAUGGUGUGAUUACCAAUACACCUUACAGGAUCAUGUUUGAUGCUGCAAGUGAGAACCUGUCCAAUUAUAAAGCUAAAUAGCUGACACAAAUUAGGGAGAGAGGAAGCUAAUGAUAGGUGUGGCAAAAAAAAACAAAAAAAAAACUACUAAGCACUCAGUAGAUAUGUUAGAUAUAUAAGAGCCCUAGCCGCUUGUGCCUUCGAGGGCACCCCUUAACCCAAAAAGCCUAAUAGCUCCUAAUACUUAUCAGUAGUAUGCCCACCCCCAAAUUUUAAAAUGCGCUCAAAAGAUAUAUAUCGAUGCCGUAAAUGCUCCUAAACGGAACCCCCCAGGUUCGGAGUUGCCGAUAGGUAUAGAUUAUCCUGUCUAAGUAGCAGGGUAGCAAAGUAUUAGGACACUGAUGGUGCAGUAAAAAGGAGAGGAUAACGCCGGGUACAAGCUUGCCAGUCCCCAAGAGGGACUCUUUUUCUGACCGCUCCUGGAGGUGCCGUUGUUCGGCUAUAUACAGAUAUAGCUGUUUUGGAGGGCAAUUGAAUCCACCAUUAUUUGUGUUUUUUUAGUUAGUUAUUAUUAAAAGCUACGUUUUAUAUUUGGGAUUGUGCUAUUAGACACUAACGGUUCCCGCCACUAUUUCCCUUUUCUCUAAGGGAAACCCACUCUACUAGGACUAUUGGUACUAGUCUGUCCUAUCUUUCUCCUUUUUUCUUUUUUCUUUUGCAUUUUUGGUGAAGCUAUUCACUAGGGGUUAUUCCCCACAUAGGAGAUGUUUAUUUAAAUCACCCCUCCCCCUUUUCUUUCUUGUUUUUUAAGAAUGUAGUCCUUUUUUAUCAGAAGAGCUGCUAGGUUCCUAUUUCCUUAUACUCUCCUUGGGCUAAUAUGGGAUGUAUUUUUCCCCUUCAGUGUAUCCUAAAAUAAGGUUCAUCACUGCAUUAGAAUGACAUUGUAGUAGUCAGUAGCAAUACAAUAGCUAUUUGUAAUUACAUCAAAGAGACUGAGGUUUAAGAUUAUUAAGCAAGUUGUUCUUAUGUUGGGAUGUUGCAGGUAGCAUAACAUGCACCAACAAUCUAUAAUUCAGCUUUAGUGGAGGGAUUAGUGUGAGCCUGGUUUAGCAGAGGUUUUUCCUUUUUCUUUGCAAAUCUCUUUGGAUUAAACACGAGGAUGAUACAAGUGUAGGAAUUUAGAUACGUUGUAUCCUCUCUACAAAACAUUGGACUCUAAAAGGUGGAACUAGACUUGGACAUGGCAGAGAAUGUCAGUUCUUGCAAAUAGAUUCAGACGAAAAUGAAUUUUGUUUCGGCGAGCCGAAUUUCGGUCUCUAUUUCAUUCCUUCUAUCGAAAUUUGGUCCAUAAUGCAUUUCAUAGGUUUUGGCCUCAUUAAUAUGGUGUAUUUUUUUUAAUGCUCAAAACUUUAUAGUUUUUGCAUAAAAUAAAUGUUUUGCAGAAAGCCGAACCAUAUGCCUGCCUCUUUAGCCACUCCAGAAAAAGACUUCCUUUUCAAAAAGGUAUGUACACAGUCACUAGCAUUACUGAAUGUUCUGAACUACAACACAACCUGCAUUAGAAGGAUAGAACACCCAAGAAGGGAUAUAGUAAGGAUAUCACUACCUGUUUGCGGUUUCUCUGACUGUCUGCACCCAGGUUGUGAAUUAAAAUCCGCUCACUCAGUGCUGUUGGAGCUGAGACUGUGUACACAAAUUUGAUAAGGAAGUCUUUCUGACAUGAAGGGCAUAGCUACAAAGGCAGGCCUGUAUUGCAGCAUUCUGGAAAACAUUUAUUUAUUUUUUUGUGCAAAAGUUAAAAAUAAAUUGACUAUGCAAAGAAAUAAUAAUAAACAUAACAAUAAGGCCAAAAUCUAUCAACGGCAUUAAAGUUGUAUUGGUGCCAAGAGUGUCCCUUUAAGUACACAAGUCCCUAAUUUGGUACCCUUAUGUGGGAUGGCUAUAUUUAAGGGUUCCAAAUUAUGGAGUGAGUUGUAAUAAUAGAUUGCUCCACAUUUUGGUAUCCUUAAAUAAGGCAAUGCCACACAAGAAUACCAAAUUAUCUAGUAAGCAGCUAAAAGAUCAAAAUUAAGAAAAAACAUUUUCUUAAUUUUGCUCUUGUCGAUGUUUAGUAGAUAACUACCUAAAUAAAAAUUGAUACUCUAUUUAAGGGUACCACACUAGGGAGCUGUUAGUAGAUAGCCCCUUAUGUUGGAUUGACAUAUUUAAGGAUAUCAAAUAAAGGAGCUAUCUACUAAACACAAUAGGUCCUAUUUUGGUACCCUUAAAUAUGGUAAUCCUACAUAUGGAUACAAAUUAACUAAUAAACAAAUUGUAUAUUGAAGAUUGUAGUUUAUUGCACAAUUAAUCCAUUCUUCCAUAGUUAAUUCUUCCAUAAAUCGAUUUUUGUCUGAUUUUUUAUUCUUCCAAAAACAAAUGCCCGUGUCUUGUUGGAACACUGUUGUAUAAGGCAAGUGCUAGUUACAGUAAGAAACAUUUGAUUUAGCAGCAGAACCUGAUUAUGUUUUUUUCCAGGGAACUGGGCAGGGUGCCAUAUUGGGGCCCCUCCUAGAACCCUGUGCUCUGUUUCUGUGGUGUGUGUGUUGACGGAGUGAUGUGCGUGAGAGUGUUGUGUGAAUGGAGGAGGAUGAGAACUGUAUGAUUGAAGGCUAAGUAUGUCUGUAAGUGUUGUUUGUGUGGUGGCUGAACUGAAUGUGUCUCUGUAGAGGAGUUUGACUGUUGUGUGCGUAUGUUGAUAUACCCUCCUGGGAACAGAGGAAAAAAUGGUCUUCCAAUAUGCCAUCCAUUUUUGGUGAAAAGGAAGAGUAAGUUCCCAGGAUGUCCUCUUUACAAUACAGCAGGGAUCGAGAGAGUAUUUUAAAAGAAUAAAAGGAGAUGCAUGUGACCAAAAUGUCCAGUACAGAGGGCACAAGUUAAUGGACUAGGUCUCAGGAGGGUACGAUAGAUUCCUUGUGGUCUUGUGGAGGGUGAGCUGGAUCCCUGGUGACCUUGGGAGGGAGCUCAAUCCAAAAAUACAGAAAAAAUAUCAAGUGAAAACCGGUGCCCUGUUUGAGGCCGUAGCCUAAGCGACCUGACUUGGUCCCUAAGCGACCCGACUUGGUCACCUAAUGGGUAAACUGGUUCUGUUUGGCUGCUGUUUCUCUAUUAAUUACAUUUCUCUUGGGGGGUGGACGGGGGACAUUUAGCUGCUCUGCAGGGUUUCAGUUUUUGCACUGUUAUGUCACAAUAUCAGACAUAUUUAUUUUCUGGGGUUGGCUGUUUCCCUUAUUUCAUAUAUGUAUUUAAUAUAGAUAUUUAAUUUUCUUUCUUUUAAUAAAUUGAAUGUCCCCAACAGCACCCUUUUACAUGGAUUUUUUGUUUUGUUUUGUACUUAUACCAAAAAGAAAACUAAUUAGAAAUUAACAUCAGUGUUAAAUACAUAAAUAUAGCAACUACUGAUAUAGAUCCAAAUAUUGAUAUUUGUUAUAUUCAGAGGAAGCCCAAAUUAUUAUUUAAGUGCACUUGGAGAAGCGUGAAUUAGACACCAGACGCGUGUUGGUUAUCAAAAUAAGCCUCUGUCGUUUAUUUUUCAGUUGGGUUUUUAUACAUUAAAAAGUAAGUGCUUACGUGCAAAUACUCAUAGGACAGUAGUAGGAAGGGAGUAAAAGGGUUAAAGGAGUACAGAUAAGACCUAGUAAUGAACGUCAUGUACACACAACAAAUAAGUUCAGAGAAAGAGAAAGAACAGACUGAUUGAGAAGACACAGCUCAGGUGGGGGCUAUCUGCUCCCUGAACUAGAUAUAUAUGGUCUUAAGUGUCGUUUUAAGCAUCAAGCAUUUCCUGAGUCCAAGUUAGUCAAUUUUAAUAUAGGAUAUCUAAUAUGACACCUAUAAGCUUGAACCUUGGAAUCAAAGUAAAUUCUAUCACACUGCUUGUUAAUAUCUAUAUUUUCUUCUCCCUACAUGUGAUCAACUCUGUUUGCUGUUAUUAAAUCGUUUUUUGUUUUGCUUGUUCUUUUCCAACAUAUAUCAUAGAAUAUCUGUUCAUAGAUUACACUACCCCUGUCCCCCUCCUUGUUUAUCCAUUUUCCAUAACUGUACUCUCGUUUUUUUUUUUUCAUGUUUUUUUUUUUUUUACUGAGCUUUCAACCUGUUAACGGAAAUCUGGAAAUUCUUUGACUCUGGGCGUUUCUGACAGGAAAUCAAGAUAUAUUUUUAUUAACCUUUUAACUCCAAUGAAAGCUCUUUAGUGCAUGGAAGCUAAGAACCAGUCCUCAAUGUCAGGAUGUGUGCUGCUGUACACACUUUGGCAUGUUGCACGAUUUGUGUUAUCCCACAAGUUGGGCACUGUAUUUGUCAUUUCCCUUCAUUCCCAAUCAGCCUUCAGUAAUGUAGACUUACCGAGCAUCAUGGGAAAUAAAGUCCAGAAAUAUCUAAAGUGUCUAUAUAUCCAUCAAUGUAUCAGCUCUACCCUGUUACAGGGUAUUGAAUUUGUAUAAUUAUUCCUUAAGGACAAAUCCUGGCAAUGAACAGGUUAAUCCAGUCUUCGAGGGGUAGGAAGGAAAUGGAAAGGGCUGUGCACUAAUGAGCUGCGUAAUCAACCAUACAUGUUUGGCCGGGGCACAUUUUCCAGAUUAGGGAAAAUGUUUCCUAAUUCUCCCAUUUUUUUACAGUAAUUUUUUGUUUUGUUUAAGAGCUGAAUUUAAAUGUUUAUAAACGUCAGAGCAAGUAGAUAUCCCACCUACAAAACAAUACUUCUCUUGAUUAAUUAGAAUACUCUGAGCCCUCUCUCGCUUAAUUAGAAUUAAUUAGCUUUUUUCAUAAACAAUAUUAACUGUAAACUGUAAACCUGUAUAGGUCACCUAUCAACCAAUGUUCAUCUAGGUACACUUUAUCAAUAAAUCCAAAGGUAUAUGCAAAUAUGAAUAAUCCCAUGUAAUUAAAUAAUUUGCAAGAUAGGCAGAACAGCAUGUGAUUACUUAACAAGUAUAUAUGUAUACAGUAUGUUCUAUCUAUCGUUUACUGAUACCGAUAGAGCUGUCCAUUAAUUAUACCGCCCAGCUCAAAGAAGCAAAGUGUGAUCAGGAAGCAGGUAAAUUAUUUGUGACAUCUGGAGCCUCUAGUUCAAACGUCCUUAUGUCAGAUGUCCUGUUAUGUAAAGGCUGGUGUUGUAGGUGGGGAGAUUUGAUUGACACCUGAAUCACUAAUAAAGUAUAUAUUUUAAUUCCAAUUAAAGUUGAAUUAUUGGAAGGGUUGGAUAUCAGGGGAGGAGAUAGUUGCUCCUUCACUAAGUACCAGCUGCAACACUUCAUACAAUGACAGGCAUAGAUAGAAUAAAGCCAUGAACUGUAUUCGCUUGAAUAAUUAUUCUGUCUAUAUCAAGCAGGUCCCUCUGAUAUGUGAAACAAAGCCAAUCAGUAUCCAUCAAAUCAUGGCGUACCAGCGGAAUGGCUGUGUGAAAAGUCGGAGCGCACCUCACCUCUCCACGUCCCCACAGGAGUUUCACCAGGUACAAGUAGAUCCCGAGACAGAGAGCCCUGAACCCUCGGGAAAAUGCUCAGACAAAGACCAUUGCACAAUAGAGAUCAGCGAGCUGGAGACGAACGUCUAACAAAAAACGAUGUAGGACAUUCACCAGCAAAUAUUCAUUAACUGCCCUGCAGCUAGUGGAGAAAUACGGCCUUUUCUUUUCAUUAUCCGUCAGGAAGAAGGUACACAAUACAUUAUAAUCAUGAACCAGCAUCAAGAGAAAGAAACUAUUUGUAAAAACUUUUAUUUGUCUUUGGAAUGAUCCAGGGGCUGGCAACCAUACCCACAAGGCUGGUGACUUAUACCACGUGCCACAACUCGUAGUUAUCAACAAUCCACAAAGCUAACCACGGACGUUAAAAGUUUCAUUUCAUUCACCACCACAUCUUGUUUUUCCUUAGUCAUCUAUCCUGUCAUUUCCAUUAGUAGUUGAAUUUUGAUAAAGAUCAGCUGAUGUAUACUUUACGAAGGGUGGAAGAAAAGAGCAAUACAAUUAUUGUUGGUUGGCAUGCUUAAUGGAACAGAACAGGGAAAUGGAAAAUAAUUAGGAUGCAAAGCAUUGCUGUGGAAAGAACAAUGGGAAACGAUUGAGAAAGUUGUUAUUGUUCCCCCACGUGUGCGUCUGAUCUUCUGAUGUUAUGGCGUACGUUACAUAACAGUUUGCACAAUGCUGAAUAAGAAUUGGCACAAACUGCCAAGUGAUUUUCCAGAAGUACAGAAAAUAGAAGUGACAAAGAAAUCACCAAAAUAUGGUGCCAGGACUAUUUGGCAAUUGGUCAAAUCAAAACACAGGCUUCACUACAAAGUAAAAAAGAAAUGGAGACAGUUUAUAAUGGAAAAUGCUUCCAAAAUAACAUUUUAGUGCAAUUGAGUAGCAUAUAGAUACAGGGAUUUAUUCACUAAGCUGGAAUCUUGGAGAAAUAAGGGAUUUGCAAUUUUUUUAGGCUGGACAAAUUCUUUACUUCAGUGAAUUGGCUAUUUUCAUCUAAGAUUUGCAAGUCUCGAUGUCACUUGUCAGCAAAACACAUAUUAUCUGUCAAAGCAGAAAUGUUUUAAAAUCUGAGGUUUCACCACAUUUCCAGUUGAUUAAUAGAUUUUACUAGGACAGUGUGCCAUGUGAGUUUACUGAAUCCAGUUGAAUAUGACCUCCCAAAUUCGCCAGUUUUGGCAGGGCCACCCUGAAUUUAAGAUCCUGCCAUCCCAGUAUAGUAUACCCCCAACAUCAACUUCCUGAGAAGCGAACGCUGGUGGGCAGAAUAAAAGGGGGAUCGUCAGUGAUGCAAAUAUCUUCACUUCUGCUAUCCAAAUAGGACAGAUCCUCACUUUCUUGGGAAAAUACCUGGUGUCUCCAAAAAUGGGACACCAGAAACAAAGUCUAGAUGGAGGGACAGGACCCUGAAAUAGGGACUGUUCUGUUGACAUCAAGACUGUUGGAGGCCUAGGUUAGCUCCCUGGAGUGGAGUCCUGCACUCUUUUGAGUAUCACUAGUGAGGCAAUGGAUGUUACUUGCAUGCCCCCAAAGGCCUGCCCACUAUGUCCCAAUGUCAUACCUGUCAAUGUUGAGAGGUUUGCAUCCCUGUAUCUUAUAGCUGCUUAUCGUGUGCUUCCAGUGCUCUCUUACCAUAUUGCUGACUGGCACAGCACCCAUGGCAUGAGUAUGGACCAGGAAGUAAAUUAUCUAACAGUAUUAAUUGUAGGAGUAUAAAUAUAUACCAAAGACUCCAGUGACUCCAUAAUUUAUUGGGUCAACAUUUUAAUUUAGUGCAUACACAUUCAUCAGCACAUAUAUCAAUGGGUAUGUAUACAAAAAGAAAAAAAAAUCACAUUUUGCCCCUUUAACAAAUUUCUUGUUCAAUUUUUAUUUAUUAGAUGCUAACAAUAGCUGAAAAUAACAAAGAUGUGACCUAAUAAUAUCCUGUUUUUGUAUUGUGUAAUAUAUAUAUAUGCUUACACUUAUGUGAUAUAUAUGUACAAUAAUAACCUCAGAAAAUUAUUUCUAUAAUAAUUUUUUGCUAAACAUCUCGGUGAUAACGUUUCUUAAAAGGGUGGUUAAAGCAGAGAAUUCAUGGGAAUUUGCUUGGUACUGUCAUAUAAUAAAUUAAAAACAACAUAUACCUCAUGAUCAUUAUUUUUUUUAAAUGGAAUGGUCACUCCCAUGAUAUUUAAUAUUAUAUUUACUCAUCCCAAUAUAUAAUACAUUUGUAUUUGUAAAGGUAUUAAAAAUUAAAAUGAAUGAAAUCCACACAUCCUUUUCCUGCAUCCUUGCACCUCCAUCUUAGCCCCCAUAAAUCUGUUCAGCAAUAAUUAUUAUUUUUUUAAACUGAACAAAAUAAUUCUAGCUUUCCAUGAUUUCAGCUGAGUAUUGAAGGCUUUCAGUAUCAACAGUCAUGUCAACAAACAGUUUAAUAUUCUCUGUGAAGUUGAUGGACAGGAACUACUAAUCUGUUCAACGAUGGUAACGUAAGAUUCUGAUUGGCUGUUGACACCAUACAAAAAUAAUGAUGUAAUGCCACGAUGGCCAUCCCUAUUUUGAAAUAACGGCCUACACUAACUAGAUGAAAAUAACAUUUAUCUAAAGGAGAUAUUCUUUUAAACUGAUUUAAUUAAAGUUUUAUUUCACAGAGGAGCAGAUACACUGUGUAUUCUAAUUUAUCUUGUACACUUUAGGACAGGUGCAGGGGAAACAGGGAAAUUGUGCUAGAGACUUGCUGAUUGUUUGGCAGGGCCUAGUUGGACAGCUUGGUCUCUUAAAGGGAAGCUCUGGUCACCAUAACAACUUAAUCAGAAUGAAGUUGUAAUGGUGUGAGAAAUUGUCUCAAAAAAUGUACAUUUUUAACUCAUUUUUCUCAAUGCGAUCCUACUGAUAGGCUUAGAGCGUCAGCAGACAUUUUCAGCCUAUCAGUGGCUUCCUUGAUCCUUGCGGUAAACCGAGCCUGGGGACCUUCUCGCACCAUAGCAUCUUUAUUAAGCAGCAGGCAGGGUGAUACUUCAGUACCAGGUGUCCAAGGUGUAAAAUAAACGGAAUGGAGAGAAAAAAAGGAUUCUGUAAUGAUUUAGUGGGAACCAAUUAGAUUAUUGGGUAUGUUCUCACAACUGGUGCCAUGCUGUUUGAGUCACACUGAGUAAAGGACUGGGGAUAAUAGGAGCCAUCUUCUGCUUAUAUAUAGGGUGGUUACCUGAGAAAAGAGAGUUCUUCAUAAUGGAGGGGAGUUCCCCCAACUUGAAGAUACUAUUGAGCAGCUUUUCCCCUAAGCUACCCUGUAAACAAUUCCAGUUUACCACAUGCACUGGGAAUCAGCGGGCAUUUAUAAUGUUGCUGCCUCUCCCCUGUCCUUGGUGGCUGAAUAAUGUUAUUUGCAGCUCCCGAGGAGAGCUCUGGGAUAGAUACUGCUAUGCCAACAGACGUUAAAAGAGAGCCUGCAAGGGGAAGCCAGUUCUCCCCUCCCUGUGGGUGCUCCUUACCACCUCCCUUCUUUGCAGGCAGCUUUUAUUUAAAAAAAAAAAAACCUCCCUGCCUCCGCCUCUCUUACUUCCCCUUGCUGCCCCGGUGUGUGCGCAUGCCCUCCGAGCUAAAAACUGGUCCAAUCACAGUCUUCUCUAUAAGAAGCCUGUGAUUGGGCCGUGACCCAGUAAAGUAAUAAUUGGGCGUGGAAGUCAGAACUUCGUCUAAUGCUUGGUUCAAGGUUUUACUGCAAUCGGAGCCGGGGGACCUUAUACAUAGUACCCAGUAGUGCAUUUUACACAGACGAGGUCCUCCCCCACCCCCCGCUCCAAUGGGUUAAAAUAAUCAUUUAACAUAAUACAAAUGCCCUAGUCCAAACCUGGGAAAUUUUCAAUAUGUCAAUCAGUAUCUUUACAGUUUUGCUGCUUUGGGACAAAAAUUGAAUUCACCUCGAGUGUAACGCAUUCCUCACUUUACUGAAUAACGCUGUGUGUGGGGAGAUUCAGACACAGUGAGAGAAAUCAUAGUGGAUGUGUUAGUAAAUAUUAUAGCAAAUUAUAUCCAAAUUGCAAUCUCUAGGCUAAACCAGCCAACCGGUAAGACUCAAGCCAAGUAAGAGAAUUUUUCCAAACCUGAUUUUUGCAAUUUGGGUUGAAUUCAUAAAAAUUCACAGUUUAGUAAAUAACUCUGUAUGGGAUUGAUUACAGUGUGAGGUUCAUAUGGGAGCAGGACAUCCAAAGGAACAUUUUAUUAUUCUGUGACCUGGCAUGGCAAUGCAGGAUAAAUUAACCUUAAUUUAUUACAGAACAAAUGAGUAGGAUGUGUGCUCCUGUCUAAAAUUACAACAUAAUACUUUCCACUUAUGAAAAGCCAACUGUUAAGGAUUGAAAAUAAAAAUAUUCCGCUUGUUUAAUAUUCAUUUGCCGCUAAUGGAAUUUUUUUUAAAAAUGGAACUCUAAGAUGGGUGGAAGCAAUGUGUAAAAAGGGACAGUUGAAGGCUGUUAUGGUGGAGGCUAGCAAUAUCUCUUUUUGUUUCAUUUUAGAGAAUAAACUAUUUGGAAAGA